UGAUAAACUAAAUGGUGAAAUCCAUGUAAUAUGUGUGGGUAUUUUAAAAUUGUCAAGCUUUGGAAUCUGCAAGCAAACAUUUUUCCUAAUCUGACAGGACAGUACUAAUUUGGGACCAAUGUUAAGCUGUCCUAUGUGUUUUGUUUUUCUCUUCUACCAUAAGCACAAAUUUAGACUUUUGCAAGAUACUGCCAAGCCAAUACGUGAACACUUGAAAUUUGCAUCUGCAGGCCUGGCUGUGUGGCAAUGUGCAUGGCAGCUCAGGGAGCUUGAACAACACAUAAAAAUGACUCUUAUUCAGAAGUGAAUACAUUGCUUAACUGGCAUGCCCAUUACCCACCUGUCACUCUUCAAUACUUUGCAGUGUUUUGCUGCAUUACUGCAUGCUAGUGGAUUUAGUUUUCUGCAAUAUACAGUUGAAAGUGAGACCACUUAAGUGACUAAGUCAGAUGUGUAACUCCAGCUACAGCAGUGUUAUUUGAAGAAUCAUUAGCCAGCCUGAAAUUGUUCAGUUCUUUUGGGAGAACUUGGAAAGGAGGUAAGGGUUUUCUUUGGUUUUUAAAGGGUUAUUCCAACCAUGACCACUUCAGCGAUUUGAAGUAACGUGUAACUCCAGCUACGGCAGGAUCAUUUGGGGCGUCAUUAGCCAGUCUGAAAUAAAAAUAUGAGGGCUGGCUAAUGUCUAUAUUGCCUUGGAGCUGAAAAGGAGGUAAGGGUUUCUUUGGUUUUUAAAGUGUAUUUAGGGGGUGCAAGAUGGAAUGGAUUACUCCCAACACUUUUUUUUUUUUUUUUUAAAUACACUUGUUUUGGUUAGCGUAACCCUUUAAACAAGUAUUAUCCCAUUGCCCAUCCCAUCUUUAUCAUUAAGAGACAAUUGGCAAUUUGCAUGUUAUGACGAGGCCAAAAGCUAACUGUUUAGGCAGAAUGAUUAAAAGAUUUGUGAUUCGUGCAAAUUGAAAGUGGAUAUUUUCUUUAAUGUGUUUUUCAAAAUACAAAACAAUACAUUUUUAAUAUUGGAUAUCUAUAUCAAGUUUGUGAAUACAAAAUUGACUAAAGUAAAUCAAAAAAGAAUGAGGUAGUCUGCAUGCUUUACACUGAUGGGAAGGAGUUCCAGCUAGAACAUGCAUAUUAAAUUAAAAAUGUAAUUUUAUUUCUAGACUAAGUGCACUUAUUUUUAAAUAAAACUGUCCUCUGCAAAAUGCAUUUGCCAUUUUCACCUUCACAUGGGUAUACGGUUAAAUAAUAUACUGUACUGACAAAAACAUAAAGGAUAUACUUACAUGAAGUUUAGUCCCUCACAUUUCAUUCCUUAAAGGACCACUCUGGGCACCAUAAUUUUAACGCAAUUAAAGUUGUGUAUGGUGCAAGGAGGUUCUAGGGCAGGGCUGCCCAAAAGGUAGAUCCUCAGAUGUUUUAAAACUACAGCUUUUUAUGAUGCUUUGUCAUUCUAAAGACAUGCAAAGCAUCAUGGGAGUUGUAGUUCUAAAACAUCUGGGGAUCUACCUAUUAGGCAGCCCUGUUCUAGGUGCUUUAGUAGUGUGUGUGGAACUGCACUCAUUACCAUAAAUCUGAGCCAGGGUGCUUGCUGAACCGGAAUCAAACACCAGAUUUCCAAAAAGUAAAGGUCCAGGCACUCCUUGGUUCAAGACAGGUACUUUAUUAGGAACCACAACAGCAACGUUUCGACUCCAAAAGGUCUUUGUCAAGGUGACAAAGAACUUUUGGGGUUGAAACGUUGCUGUUGUGGUUCCUAAUAAAGUACCUGUUCUAGGUGCUGUCUGACCUGAAGGUUUAACAUUAACGGUUCACCCUCAGCAAGCCAGUGCUCAAUGUUCCUGCUCUCUUGCUCAGCAUCCUAGGUUUAAAUCAGGGGACCUCAGACUGGGCGCAGAUGAGAGCGUUACCUGAUUCUUUCAGCCAAUAAGUGUGUCUGGUCCAAGGCGUACUGGUUGAAGCUUGUGGCAAUGAGUAGAAAUACAGGGACAGAGAGAUUGAGCACUGGCUUGUAGACUUGGGAGGUUAAACCAUUCCUGAUGUUCAUCUUAUACAGCUAGAAUGUCCUCAUAUUUACUUACAAUAUGAAUUCUGUCCAGCCCUGAAAGACCAGGGCGUUGGGGAAAAUUACAAAUAAAAUGUUAAUUCGUUGCUUUACAGCCCCCACCAACUAGCACAAACUCCCUUGUAGUAAUGAGGGGUGCAGGGCCAGUCAGGGAGAUCUUUUGUACUCCCUCUUGGAGUUGGGAUCCCUAGGGUGUGCAUGUGCGCAAAGCUAAUUUUGUUAAAUUGGACUUUCACCUGAUACUCUCAGCUAAAGAAUGCUAUGCAUAUAUGGACAAAACGGUUAUUGUUAAUCUAAAAAUGUAGUUUCUGCAUUACCAGGACACGGGCCCUGAAAUGAUACUUUCUUUGCAUGUUGCAGUGGUUAUGGUGACAGGGCCCCAGCUGUAUUAGCGUGGUUAUGGUGCUUACAGUGUCCUUUUUUAGUGAACCACUUACUUAGGAAAACUUACCAACUUUCUCGUGUCACAGCCUUUACCCUGCAUCUCUCUCACAUUUCUACCUACCUAUACAGUAAUCAAUUUUAACAUGUUCAGAUAAAAAAUAAAAUAAAAGGUCAGACCUGGCCACCCAUCUCCUGUAAUUGUACCAUUCUGGGGAGAUCACUGCAGCAGGUACCACCACCUGUUUGCAUUUAACAAACAUUAUCCUGCUUUAUUUGUAGUAAAUAUUACAUUUAGAGUUUACCCAAUACACGCGGGGGAGGGGAGGGGGGUUCUGUCUAUAAUCUUCUAUAUUGUACAUCGCUAUGGACUAUGUGGUUGCAAUAUACAGACAUUAUAAUAAUAAUAAUAAUAGUAUAAAUAGUGACUGUAGUUGCCGAGGCCGUAAUGCAGCAUGGCUGGCUGAGAGUGCAUGGAGCAUGGCUGGCUGAGGGUGCUUGGAGCUUGGCUGGCUGAGAGUGCUUGGAGCAUGGCUGGCUGAGGGUGCUUGGAGCAUGGCUGGCUGAGAGUGCAUGGAGCAUGGCUGGCUGAGAGUGCUUGGAGCAUGGCUGGCUGAGGGUGCUUGGAGCAUGGCUGGCUGAGAGUGCAUGGAGCAUGGCUGGCUGAGAGUGCUUGGAGCAUGGCUGGCUGAGGGUGCUUGGAGCAUGGCUGGCUGAGAGUGCAUGGAGCAUGGCUGGCUGAGAGUGCUUGGAGCAUGGCUGGCUGAGGGUGCUUGGAGCAUGGCUGGCUGAGAGUGCAUGGAGCAUGGCUGGCUGAGAGUGCUUGGAGCAUGGCUGGCUGAGGGUGCUUGGAGCAUGGCUGGCUGAGAGUGCAUGGAGCAUGGCUGGCUGAAGGUGCUUGGAGCAUGGCUGGCUGAGAGUGCAUGGAGCAUGGCUGGCUGAGAGUGCAUGGAGCAUGGCUGGCUGAGGGUGCUUGGAGUUUGGCUGGCUGAGAGUGCUUGGAGCUUGGCUGGCUGAGAGUGCAUGGAGCAUGGCUGGCUGAGGGUGCUUGGAGCUUGGCUGGCUGAGAGUGCUUGGAGCUUGGCUGGCUGAGAGUGCAUGGAGCAUGGCUGGCUGAGAGUGCUUGGAGCAUGGCUGACUGAGAGUGCUUGGAGCAUGGCUGGCUGAGGGUGCUUGGAGUUGGAUACACUAAGCCGCAGCCAGGACAUACCCGUAUCCCCAUUCAUAAUAUUUACCUCAUUGCUCCUUGUUGUUGGCAGCUAGCCCGCCCCCUCUGUAAACAUGGGCGGCAGUAACACUACAAUACCGCUUCCUAUUGGCUGCCGGGGAUCAGUAUUUCCCUAAACACGCCCACUGCUCCGCGCGAUUGGCCACCACAGAGUUAGACAUUCGCAGUCCAGGCUCGGGUUCCAAGUGUCGCGGCGUCUGAUUGGUCAGACGUCAUCCGCCGCGGUCUCUGAUUGGUCCAGUGCCUUGUCCUCCGCCCCGCCUCCCUCAGCCGUCAGUGGGUGUCAGGCAGCGCUUUGUUUGGUAAAGCAAUAACAGGGAGCGGAGGGCGGGGCCUGGGCUCACUUGCGGAGAACACGAUCAUCGAUCGGCUUCGCUCUCCGAGGACCGUGCAGCUCCGGGGCGAGAAGCCCUGUGUCAGGAGUGCAGUCCGGGGACCCGGACAGGCGGUAGGUACCGGCCGGUGGCGGGUUUCACGCAUAGCUCUGUCAGAGCGCGGUAUCAGGCGCGCGACCGCGGGUUUGGUGCGCGCGCGCGCGAGAGAGAGCGAACUGCGGGGAGGGGAGUGGGCGGUACCCUUACGUCAUCACAGAUCCGAGACCCGAUAGGGCAGGAUGUGCGCGUGGGCGGUGCUUGAGGGGGCAGUGCUCAACUGAAAUUAUUCAAGAGAGGUGCGGUGAGCGGGGCUGGGUCAGACAGGGGUACUGGGAGAAGCUGGGAGAAUAUCCGCCACCCCUGAUAUAAUAAGGGAUAAAGUGGCAGGUGAUUGUCCAGGUAAAUUAUAAAUGACUUAAAGGAACACUCCAGGCUUACCAUAACAACUUCAUCCAAAUUAAGUUGUUAUGGUGCCUGGAGGCACUCUUACCUCAAUUGGUUAAACCGUUCUCGAUUGCCUCCAGCGCUGAUCUCAACUCCGCCCAGGCAGUAUGCGGCUAAUGAAUUUUCGGUUUAUGAUGGCAUGGAGCGCCGCGGGGCAGGUGACGCUCUCAGCCAAUCAAUGACUCCCCAUUCACAAUACUGGGGUGAAAUAGGUUUCUUUUCAAGCCAGUUUUGUGAAUGGGAAAAUGGGGGGGGGGGGAGACCUGGCACCAUAACAACUUAAUUUAGUUGAAGUUGUUAAAGUGUCUAAACUGUCACUUUAAGGUGGCCGCCUAGAUGUUAAAUAGGGUCCUCCAUUCCUAUACUAAGAGUGAAAGAUCGGCGCUAACUCGUUAUCUGCCUAAGUUCUCGUGAGUGUCUUAAAGGAACACUAUAGCAUUAGGAAUAAAACAUGUAUUCUUAACAUGUACUUUAAACUCUAUGUUUCUAUGUAUGGUGACCUGCUGACUGUCUAGAUUACUGCCCCCCUCACUCGUGAAGUAAAAAGGUAGAUUAACUUUACUUUUUUUAAUCGCCGCAGUGCUCUUUCCACAGCAGCUGAAAUAAUCAUCUUGACUUGGUUCUUGCAAGGAAGUGCAUCUUCCCGACAGCCAUUGUCGAAAUAAAGAGAUCUGUUUAUUUCAGCAAUGGACAUAUUAAAACUAAAGGAACACUGCACUUCAUUGAGAUCCUUGGCACUAAAAAAUGGUCACGUGUAACAAAUGCAUGGAAAUUCGAUUUUAUUUUGUAUGUACCAUUAUAAAUAUGUCAAUACUAUUUGCACAUAUUGAUUUUAUUGUAGUUGUAACCUGAGGUCUAGAAAUAUUACUGCUGAAAAGACCUAUAGGUGUAAUUCUGGAUGAUUUAAACUGCAUCUUUAAAAUAUGUAUUGUAAUUUUUUUUUUUUUUAAAGCGUUCUUGAUUAAAUUCUUGCUACUUGAACUUAUAGUGUUCUUUUUCACGAUUGCCUAUGCACUAACUGUUUAUAUUACAAAACUAAUGUAAAUCUUUCACAUGAGUAGCAGGGUUUAAUUAACAAAUAUUAUUCAUUAUAUUUCACUGUUUUGUUUUUUUUUUGUUUUUUUUUAAUUUAAAUGUUAGUACCAAUUUGAUAUAAAGAUAUUCUUCUUAAAAUGAUUUUGAAUUCCGUAAUAAAUUGGUCUCUUUACAACAUCAGUUCAACUACUAAUAAGUUGUUUUAUUGUACUGUACUAUGUUUGGGACACAAAACACUUUGUAAGUGUGUGUAUAUAGGGAAAUUGUAGAGAACAUAACAUUCAACUAUAUAUUUUUACGAUUUGUACAGUGAGUGAUUGAAGCAUACACAUAUUUGAAAUAGGACACGUUUGAAAGGUACAGAUCAUUAAAUGAACAAAACAACCUGUAAAUCUCCCAUUCAGAUCGGACUGUAUUUAGCCCUUUUUUUUGUCUCACUCAUAAGAUGUCUCAGACUAAAUUGGGCAGAGGGUUGUAAAGGUUAGAAGCAGCGUUGUUUUAAAUGUGUGGGAAGCCAGUUUUAUGUUCUCUCUAGUUUGUUUAAAAAAACUGAAUAGGCCGUCAAAACGAGGGAGGGGUAAUUUAAGGUGACAUGUCAAAGGCUGUCCAGAAGGCGCUAGAGGAUUAAACAUCCCACUUUGAAUCUCUUCAGGUCCCUGGUCAUCAUGCUAUAAAAACUCCAAGUGGAGCAUAUCUUAUCAGUAGAGAAGACUGAAAUUCCCCACAUUUUUAUUGUAAAAUUAUUUUCGGUGUAUUGAUUUGCAUAACCAUUCCAUUAUGUGAGUGAGCAGGCCCAGUGUCAUGUUUGAUCGUGAUUUUUAGGUUUAUAAAGUCGUUUUCUGAGAUUUUAAGUUGCUCGUUGAUGCCUUUUGGUUUUAGGUCUGUGUGUUCUGUUUGUACCACCAGCUUACUCCUUUAGACUUUUCUAAGUCUCAACGGCACUAGUAACUUCAGACAUGUGGUAAUGUGUUGUUAUUCAUGUUUUGGGCAGCAUCACUCGCCUGUCAAAAUUUUAGAAUAAUUAACUGGGAUCUGAAAACUUCUAUUUAAAGAAAAAAUGAAAAAAAUAAAAAUAAAUGUAUACCUAGAUUUGUGUUCAAUGAUACUGCACCUGUUAAUGUUGAUCAGAUUCUUUGAGGCGCUUGGGAUUUAAUUCAGUGUUAACCCUGACACCAGAUUUUCACAUACCGUAAAAUCUUGCUGUCUCUUGGACGGCAGGGUAUAAAUGGAAUCUGGAAAUUAUAGGUCUUAGUUUUGACAUGCAAAUUGUAGGAUAGGAGCUUUAAUAAUUGACACUUUUGAAAACAGGAUUCGGUAAAUCAUGGGUAGAUGAGAUCAUGAGUUGAGGGGAGGCCGUGCUGCCAACCUUGACCUCAGUGUAUGUUCACACAGGGCAAACAUUCAUAUCGCCUCAAGUCUUAUGUACUUUCCAUUUUAUGACAAAUAUAUCAAAACACUUUUUGAAAAAUCACUGAUGUACUUGGGUUUUAACCUGCUCUAAUUUAACACAUAUUUUGUCACAAUUUUUUUUUUUAAAUUUAUUAAUCACUCUGCCACACCAAUUCUCUCGCACACCUCUGUUUAGCCACAUAUGUAUAUAGCCAACCACACACAACUAUUUAACUCUCGCCUACACUGACAUGCAUAUUUUGUGGUCCCCCUACAGCUCACAGUCACGCAGGUGUCACUAUUGAAGAGAUAAGUAGGGGCACCCGCUUCUUGUGGUGCAUGAGUAUGUAAAAUAAUGUCCUACCCUGAUGAUGUCUCUAUGUUCCAAUCAUUUAACCUGUGGCUGGCAUCGCCUCCAUCUUGCCACCCUUAUAUUGGGUAAAGUCUUUCACAGCACAAAGCACUGAACAUGUUUUUUUUAAAGCACAUUUGAUCACUUCUGGCUAAAUAAUCUUUCUUCAUCUUCUCUUAUACCAUCCAUGUUAUGGCCUAAUGAUGCAGCAGAAUUAAGCUAGAUAAUAAAAAUUUUUUUUUAAAAAUCACUAACUUCACUACCCAAUGCUUUUUGCUUUUUAUUUUCCCCCGUUAUUUUUUUAUUUUUUUUUGGUUUGUUGGGAAAAAAAAGAAACUGAUUAAAGUGAAAGUAUUAGUAUAACAUAUUGAACAUCUGGACGAACUGAGUAAAAUCCCCAAAUAUUAGCACAACAAAGUAAUUAUACCAUUUGUAACUUAAAAGCACCUCAGAUUUAGCUGCUGUUGAGAAUUCUAAUGCUGAUUCCGGCAAUGUCCCCUCAAUUUGCAGUUUAAAGUCAGAUGCUAUGAGAGAAUAUAGUUUGUUCAAGGAAGCUGAUUUCUGGUCACUUGCAAUACAUUUAGUAUUCUCAUCACUUGUGCAGUCCCUUUAUAAUGUGUUUUUUCACUAAUCAAUCAUUCCUGUCCUGACUCCCAACAUUUGUUUUUAAUUCUACAGUAAAAAUACAUUUAGAAUUGUAAUAACAGUACAUACGAUCUCCACAUAUACAAGACUGGAUUUGUUUUUCAUUUGUGGAUUGUUACAACGCAGUGUAAUUAUGAUUUUACAGUUUGUAUAGUGUUUUACAUAAACGUUUUGUUUUUCUGCAGAGCACUUAUCGCUACACACCCUACUAAACCAAAAUGACUCCGGCUCUCACCGAAACUGCUACACAAGGCCCUGAAGUCCACUUCUCCCCUUCCUUGGCCUUGCGGAGUCUGAGCCCAGAUAAUACACUGUGUGUGGAUAGUUCUAAGGCUGCGGAGCAAAUAAACUCUUCCAAAGCAAACCCCUCUACAUUGGCGUACACUGAUGCAGAGCAAUGUCUUCAGAAAAAUAUUACAAACUUGGACCAAGUUGGCUCCCAACCCUCUGCAAGUUAUCAUACUGUAUUCCUUUUCACGUCAAGUGCUGCUUUGAAUGCACAGAAUAAAGGCAGUCCUACAUAUAACAUGGAGGAAUGGGACUCAUGUAGACAGAGGUUCCAGAUGAAGAAAGACACACACUCUCUACACUCCGGAAUGUCCUCUCACCCGGAGAGAAAAGUCAAAAGGGAGCUCUUCCCCGGUAACAUGAGCCAGAUUUUAGCAGAUGUACCCAGAUUGUGGGAUAGAUCCGUGAAAGAGAAUCAAGACGUGGAUGAAUUGAAACAUCUGAACUAUAAAGCGAAUGGAAAAAAGGCAGAAAAGCUGCUUCCUUUUCCAUGUUCUAGUAGCUCCUCUUCCCCUGAUUUAUCUGGUUUUUCCAAUGUGGCAGAAGACACACCUGAUAAAGAAAGUGAAAUAAACACCCGCCUUCUACAUUGUCUGAAACGGCAACAAGUGAUCCUAAAUCGAGCAAAAAGAAAUCGCAAACGUCUGCAGUGCUUUCUGGCACAUCUUGCUGCCGAACACUGCAACCAGCAGGUAAAAUGUUUUGUAGAUCGCCAGAAGCAGAAUGUGGAGGUCCCUAGCACCUCUGUCAGAAACCAUAACAAUCACAUAUGCAAGGAUGCUGGAAACGCUUCGAAGGUCAUCGGCCAACAGGAUGUUAAAAAUGGCUUCAAUCGCUCCAUGGCAAGUGCGUUAAGAAAGUUCUCAGUGUCUUCAGUAGGGAUUAUGAGGCAUAUUGAGCAGGAACUGGAUUCUGAUGCUACAGAAAGCAGCUCUGAUGAAGACUGUAAUAAAAGUCCACCAAACGUUCACUAUAAAUGGUAGGUGUGACUUUAUUAUUAUUAAAGAGCUAUCAUUAGUGUUGAAUUCAUUACCAGAGUCUUUAUAUAUUCUCAUACCAUACAGAAUCCAGUACACUCAUUUACUCACUAAACACCAGCUUCAAAACUCACAAAAUGUUGUUUUUUCGUUUUGUUUUUUAAAUACCCGACUUAAAAAUAAUGGGGGUUUAGUUACAGUAUAUAAUCAUACAGUGCCAAUGUACCCCAUUUGUUUGGAAGGUCCUACUCUAACAAUCUAAUGCCUGCUCUUAUGAGAUUAACACACUUAUUUGGAAAGCCCAUUUUUCUGUGGCUUUCUGCAUUGCAAGGUCUAAUAGGGCCCUGGAAUUAGGUACCUGUGACAGGGAAGGGUGCAAAAUAUGCAUGUUUAGGUUAGUGCAGCCUCCGCACUAACCAGGCCCCUUGCCUAUCGGCAACAUGGGAGGAGGUGACAGCCUGUCACUUCCUCCCACAGAUACUGGAGCUGCGCAGGACAGAGCAUGCAGAGAGGAGGGUACCAUGGGCGCUGACCUGGAACCUAACUCCCAACCACCCCAGCCUUCACACUGGACCCCAAGGCAGCCACCCUCCUAAACCCAAAAAGGUAGGACAUUGGAGUGUGGCUGUAAAAGAUUACAUUUUGCGUUGUGUCUGUGUGUGUGCGUGUCAGUAUAUCUUUGUCAGUAAAUCUUUCAGUAUAUGUGUCUGUGUGUAUAUGUCAGUGUGUCUGUCAGUAUGUGUCUGUAUCUGUUUGUCGUGUGUAUCUGUAUGUUGUCAGUGUAUGUGUCAAUGUGUCUGCAGGUGUGUCAAUGUUUGUAUCUUUGUAUCAGGCUGUGUGUUUGUUUGUCUGCAUGUGUGUCAGUGUGUAUAUCGUGUUUUUAUCUGUGUCAGUGUGUGUAUAUGUGUCUGUAUAUCUGCAUGUAUGUCAGUAUGUCUGUGUAGCUGUAUGUUUUUCACUGUGUUUGUAUCUGUGUGUGUGUAUGUGUAUCACAGUGUAUGUUUGACAGUGUAUGUUUAUCUCAAAAUGUAAACAACACUGCACACAAAUACACCCCUGAAUUCAAACACCAACACUACACACAAGUACACCCCGGAAUUAGAAGUUCAACACUAUAUACAAACACAUCUGUGUUAAACACCCAAAUUGUAUAUAAAUAUACUCCAAACCAACACUACACAUAAAUGCAUGCUUGAAUGUAAAUGCCAACACUACAUACAAACACAUGCUUACAUUCACAUACUCCAUGCAAAAACAUGUUUACGUUAAAACACCUAAACACUGCUCAGUGCCAAAUACAACCCUGCAAGCAUAGAAAAAUGGUAGAGCCCCAGCUAUCAAAGCAUUGUUGGAGUUGUACGCCAGAUGGGGACCUACUUUUUGCCCACCCUAGCGUUAACUGGCCCAAAAAACACUCUUCUUUAGUUCCGCCGCUUGGAGUGGUGGGCAUGAUUGGAUGCCAGGAAGUGAGGGGGCAGGCGGAGGGGCUCCAGGCGGCCCAAGAAAAUGAUUGUCCAGGGUUCUAUCAAUAUUAAAGAUGGCCCUGGUUUUUCUUUGGGUGUAUAGGACAAAAAACAGCUUACAAAAGCUUCUGGCUGCCUCCUUUGCAGCAACCCCCUCUUUACCCCAACACACUUUCAGUUAUUGUCAAGGAUUACAUCUACAAUUGAGAUUCCUCUGUGCAUGGCUUUCCAGUGCUUCUAAAUGAGCUGUAAUACAGCCCAUUGAGAAGUAGCAAAAUCAAUCUCACUCUAGCUUACUGCACCUAUCACUUCCAUUAGCUCUGUGACACUAACAGAAGGGGAAGAACAUAUCCCUGGCUUUCUGAGUGACCGCUAGGUAGGCAUUACCGCUACCAGGUGUAAAAAUGCCAACUUCUAAUAAAAUCAGAACUGUUAAAAACUGUCAAGAAAAAUGACUUGUUCUAGGCGCCUAAAGCUUGCUGAAGUGUUAUAUGUGUCUGGAGUGUUCUUUUAACAAAUUAAUAUAUUGUAUGAAGUACUGUUUGCAGCAGUUACACAGGAAGUUGAUUGAAACAACAGGAAGUUGAUUGAAAAUAUCUUGUUCGAUCCAAGUGAGUCAUUUUAGAAUAAAUAAUGAACAGGAAGAAGCAUAUAUAUAAUUCUAUCUGUACCCGUCCCCUGCUGUAUAUUGCUAAUUAUAACAUUUUAUUUACCAAUCUCACCACCUGUUGAUUUUCUUCUGGGAAAACAUAAUCCUGGACUUGCAGGCGGAUUCAGACUUAAAGACCGAUAGCUUUGUACCUUUCUGCUUUCAUUACAGUGAAUAAAGCCAGCAGAAAAUGGCUUGUGUUACUCCUGGUGAGAUUACAGAAUUAAAUUGCUCUUCACGGAAUUGAUUUAGAGCUCCGUUUGAAAAUGAAAUGUGAUGCGCUUUUUAUACCCCCCCCUCCCCCCUCCUCUCUUCUCUCCACAAAGUGAGAAACCUGUAAUCAUUCUGUUUACGUUAAUCCAGAAAAAGUUUUAGAGAAGAGUUUGGGUUGGUUCCCUGGUCUGAAAUCUGAUGCACUGGCACUGCUGAGCCCAGCUGCUUUGCAAUCCACCCCCGUGCUCACAAUCUUGCAAUAUGAUUUCCGAUGUGCACAAUUUGACCACUGUGGCAAGUUCUGGCCUGCAUGUAGUCAUGGCUUAUUAAACAAAGUUCGCUUAGCACAGCAGAAUCCAUAAAGCAAACAACCUCCUGCGUGCUUUAACUGCCUAAAAGUCCUUGUGAUGAGCUAGAAUAUUUCUGGAGUAAUGAUCUGUUUAUUUAUUGAGUCCGAUAUGUUGAAUCUGUGCUCUUUCUAAAUGACGUAUUAACCCCAACAAUUAAUUCCUGCCUUCUAUAGUACUGCAGGAGUUAAAAUAACAUUUUUGAUGUUUUUAGUUUAGUUUUUAGUUUUUUACAGUCUUGUUGAUAAACAAAACCAUGUUAAACAGGAGGACAUUUCACAGCAACUGCUUAUAUUAUAGUACAAUUUAUAGGUUUAUUAAUUUAUUUUAGCAUAAUUUAUUAUACGGACAGCUCCAACUUUCUCUUUUUGAACUCAAAAAGCAUUUUGCUUCAUAUGUGAACAUAUCUGCCCCUUUCUUAAGCAAGAUGCUACCAAGGAGCUUGUCCAUGCUCUAGUAGUUUCCCGCAUGGAUUAUUGUAACCCUCUCCUAAUUGGUCUUCCCACUGCUACAGUCUGUAAUAAAUGCUGCUGCCAGACUGAUUUUCCUCUCUAGUCUGUCCUUUCACACCUAGGAGUCAAUUCAAAGUGCUAACCCAUAUAUAAAGCACUGAACAAUUCUAUCCCCUCUAAUAUCUCUUCACAGAUCCAUAGGUAUGCCCCUUCUCGGUCUCUCCGCUCUGCCCAUGACCUUCUCCUGUCCGCUGCUUGCACCCGUAUGGCCAACUCAUGCUUGCAGGACUUCUAGUUAAAUCCCCCCUUUCAUAAUAUUGUAAAGCGCUACGGAAUCUGUUGGCGCUAUAUCAAUGGCAAUAAUAAUACUAACUCAAUAACAUAAAUUAUUAUUCUAAAUGCAUAAAAUGUUUAAAUUACACUAAACCUUUUAUUUCCCAUCUAGAUAAGUUAGUGUGUAAAUGUAUUAUCUGGUUAGCAACAGAGAUAAAAUAAAUUAAAGUGAUCCUAUAGUGCCAGGAAAACAAAGCAAUUUUCCUGGCACUAUAGGUUUAAUAGGUCCCUCCCUCCCUUGGGGCCCCCCUCCUGCGGGGCUGAAGGGGUUAAAAAUCCUUCAGCCACUUACCUGAAUCCAGCGCUGAUGUCCCUCGGCGCAAGGUCAAGCUCUGCCCGUGCUCCUUCCCGCCAACGUCAGCUGGCGGGAAAGACCUAAUGCGCAUCUGCGGCAAUGGCCGUGCACGCAUUAGACCUCCUCAUAGGAAAGCAUUAUUCAAUGCAAAAAUCCCAAAGUCCGUUUGGAUUCCGGAAGCUCCCCCAGUGGCUGUCUGGUAGACAGCCACUGGGGGCAGUCUUAGAGCAGCACACAGACUACUUCAAUUAGAUGAAGUGGUCUGGGUGCCUACAGUGUCCCUUUAAUAAUUCUAUAAACGGAGAACACAAUCACCCAGUAUGUAAUUAAGCUUGUUUUGAUUGUAUGUUUACUGGUUAGGACCAAUUCAGGUUUUUUUUUUUAUAUAUAUAUAUAUAUAUUGGUAGUGGGUGAUUAUUAAUAAAAUUCUAUCCAAAAACCCUAAUACAAUAUGUCAAAUAUACAAGCAUCUAGCAUCACCUUUGUAUUCCUUUUAUUUAUUUAUUUUUUGCAGUAUUUAAUAUCUUUUAAUUAGUAGAUUGUUAGCUAAUUUGAGCAGGGAUUUUUUUUUUUGUUUGGCAGGGAUAUUGUGUUGGUUUGGGUGUCCAGUGGUCGUUUAUUUGUUUACGUUGUGGUAGAUGUUGGCCAAAGGGAUUGGGGAGAAGCGGGGGGGGGUAGUGCAGUUGUCCUCCAGCGCAUACGGGGAGCGGGGUCUGUUUUCCUCCGUUCAUGUAUGUGGUUGGGGGGAGGGGAGUGUUGUUGGUUGAAUGCAAUGUCUGGCGUAGGUGUCGUGUUUUGGGGUCCUCUUUUGGUGUUAUCCCCCUGCUAGGUUGGUGUUUUUCUAUUAGUUGGGAUGUGUGAGCAGGGCUUUUUACAUUUUUGUCUCUGUUAAUAUUUUUUCGUCCGUUACUUGUUGUAAAAUAUCGCAAUUCUUUAAUUGUAAAGCACUGCGGAAUAUGUUGGCGCUAUAUUCAUUUUAAUAAUAUUGGACGGAUUUUUACUGUAAGCAGGUUGAUCCUUCCUUGCAAGUGUUGCCCCAUAACGGUGAUCGUUUGACAUGUUGAACAGCAAAAAGCACAUUUUUGUUUUGAUGGUGUGUUUCUGACUUAGAGUCUCAGAGAGACUUGUGACACUUGAACAUUUAUUCAUGCAGCAUGUUUUUUUAAAUAAUUGGACUCUGAGGCCGCAUUAUACGUUUUGCUAAUGUAUUAAUUCCCAGCUGUGAGCUAGGCUGUGUAAAUUGCUGUGCCAUGGAAAUUUAACGUUAUCUUUCUGUACGCAGCUGGAUAUAGUGAUCUGUUAUCAAAAGCAAAGGCUUAUUGUGCUAUUUUCUCAGCAGUAUGUCCUUUCUGAUUGCCCCACAUUGAGACCGCAUAAGAUUUAAACCUGAUUUUAAUGCAAUAGGUGGUUUCUUGUUAAUGCGGUAUAUAGCAGUCAGUGAUUUAAAAUGUGUAAUGUAAUGUAACUUUAUACUCCUGUAAAUAAAGGAUUAGCUAAAGCUAUAGCAUUUUACAAAAAAUGAGAUUUUCACAUUUAGUAAUUUAAUCCUUACUGGUCCUAUCUGAUAAUGAGUACUAGAAAUGUACUUCUAAGGAAAAUGAAACACAGUCUUAUAGAUCCAUCGUUAAACUAAUUGUGAUAUAUAUAUAUAUAUAUAUAUAUAUAUAUAUAUAUUUUUUUUAUUUUUUUUAUUAACUCCUUCUGGCUAAUUAUUAUUAUCACAAACGUGUUUAUGUUUUAGAUUAGGAUACCUUUAGCAUUUCAUUAGGGGCAUUUUGACACUUUAUAUUUUUAAAAUCAGCAGUUGCAUGAACAGUUCUCAAAUGACCCUACUAAGAUAUCAUGUGUUCCCUAGUAUGAUAUGUAAGUCUUACUAUCUACAAAAUUAUCUAAAUUACCAAUACUUUUUUUAUUUUUUUAGUUAUUGAUUUUCAUUCUUAAAUGAUUUAAAGGGGAUACUAUAGUCACCAUAACAACUACAGAUUAUUGUAAUUUUGGUGAGUUGAAUCAUUCCCUUCAGGCUUUUUGCAGUAAACACAGACUUUUCAGAGAAAAUGCAGUGUUUACAUUACAGCCUAGUGAUACCUUCACUGGCCACUCCUCAGGCGCUUCCUGGGGCAGUGCUGCACACUUUGCAUGCAGACACUGAACCUUCCUCAUAGAGAUACAUAGAUUCAAUUCAUCCCUAUGAGGAGAUGCUAAUUAGUCAGGGCUGUGUUUGGCUCUGCCCCUGAUUUGUCUCCUUGACAGUCUCAGCCAGGCCUAUGGGGAAGCAUUGUGAUUGGCUCAAACCACCACUUCUGAUGAUGUCAGCAGACAGAGGCAUAGGCAGCAGCUGCAGUCUUGAACACAAGUAAGAUUUUACUAUAUUUAGGGAGGCAAGGGCGGCCACAAGGGCUAGAUGGUUGUUUUAACACUAUCAGGAAUACACUAUAGGGUCAGGAAUCCUUUAAUCUUCUAGGGUUAAUAAUAAAUAAUAUUUAUUUUAAACCAUUGUGUGCCCCUUGUGUGAUUAUUCCGCCUCCCUCCCCUUUUCAUAAAACAAAGUGCCAGAACAAUCUGCUCUUGGCAGCAAGCUCAUCUAAAUCCUGUUGUGGUGAUCUUGUUCAAUCCAAUGCUUCUCAUAAAUAUGGUGUGUUCUCCACAGUCUUACAUUGCCAGAGAAAAUGGACAGACAAGGUCUAUGCACCAAAACCACUUCAUUACUUUUUUUUAAAUUUCUGUUUGUGAGAUGGGUGAAUUUUAGAAUAUUCAAUUUGUCUGUUGUCAUUUUUUUCAUUACUUUAUAAUGCCUAAAUCUAGAUUACUCAUUGUACAACCUUCUAGUAUGUUAUAUUUGCACAAAUAAAAUAAAAUAGAUGAAAUUAAGAGAAAUAAAAUCCUGCCGUGUGUGUUUUAGUUACAGAGGAGUACUGUUUAUACUCUGGAGAUGCUAUAUGUACAGCUCUUUCUGUCUUCUAUUCCUUUGAGGGGAACAGAAGAGAAAGACAGGCAAUGUUUAUAAACCUUGACAUUGCUAUGUGAGCAUGUUGCAGUGAUCGCAUGCUUACAAAUGUCAAUGAAUGGUUAUAUAUAAUAGUAUUCUGCCUUUAUAGGGAAUAUAAUCGUAUUCAUAUAUUGAGCUAAUAAAUGUAUAGAUGAAAAGUGAUUCAUGAAAUUACAUUUUCGUAUAGUAUCUACAGCUGUGUAAUCUGCAAAGUGUUAAAAAAUACUCACAUUACCACAUCUCCAUGCUGAAUUAUCCCACCACCACGUUUGUCUUGUGAAUUGUUUGAUGUUGCACAUUCCCUAGGACUGUCCCAAAUUUUAUGGUGCAGACUUGUAUACUGUGCCCAACUAAUUUGAGCAUGGCCCUCAUUUUCUCUUGUCCCUAUUAGUCAAAUUUGUGUCGUUGCACUUACUAUUAUGUCUCAUCCAUCCAUUGUACUGUAAUGCUGUGCAGUUUUAGAAAUAUUGAAAACAUACUAGAACUUUCUUAUUUUUUUGUAUAACCAAGAAUGAUCUUUCUCCCGCCAGGUACUGUUUGUAUUUAUUAUUAUGUUAUUAUUUAUAUAGCGCCAACAAAUUUUGCAGCGCUUUACAGUGGAUGGACGAACAAACAUGUAGUUGUAACCAGACAAGUUGGACACACAGGAACAGAGGGGUUGAGGGCACUACUCAAUGAGCUUACAUGCUCCAGGGAGUGGGGUAAAGUGACACAAAAGGUAAGGAUAGUAUUAGACUAGUGACAGUUGCAAAAGAGGAAUCAGUCAGGAGCUAUUAACAGUUUAAUUGAUACGUUUUUAUGAAGAAGUGGGUUUUUAAUGAUUUUUUUGAAGGAGUGGAGACUGGGUGAGCAUCUACGGAGGAGGGAAGCGAGUUCCACAGGAACAGUGCAGCCCUCGAGAAAUCUUGAAGGCGAGCAUCAGAGGUGAGAGUACGGACAGAAGAUAGACGUAAGUCUUCAGCAGAGCGUAAGGGCCUAGAUGGGACAUACUUGUGUGUGUAUUACAGAGGAUAGAUCGGUGGGAACAGCAUUAUGUAGAGAUUUGCAAAAAACAGAGCUGUAUAUACUAUACAGAAAUAGGGCGCCACUUAUCACCAGAUAUAUAUACUGAAUAUAGUUACCCUCCAACGAGCAGAUGAGGAUAUUCACAUAAAAGAUAUAAAAAGAGAAAACAUCAUAGUGCAAACUUUUAAUCCAAAAUGAUAAAAAAAUAUAUAAAUAAAAACACUCACAAACAGUGUGGCACAAUUGAUAAAAUCAAUAUGUGCUAAAGUGCUGAUGCCUAUAAUAGGCUAAAUCUCCCGGUCUUAGCAGUCUGUGGGCGUCUGUGUAGAGGCUGUAGCAAAGACAGAUGAAACAGUUCACCAUCAGCUGAUCCAAGUCCCAGGUUUGCUCAACGCGUUUCGUCUGUGCUUAAUCAGACUUCCUCAGGAGCGAUCCAUAAUCUUCUCUAACCGGCAUUUAAAUAUGCCGGGCGGCGUUCUUUCUGUGCAAUUGCGCAUGCGCGCGGGCGCCGGCGUGAUGACAUACCAUUCGCCGGCGUCCGACGUGCAUGUGCGUUCCACCGUGGAACGCAUGCAAAAAACUUUAUUAAUCUAAGCAACACUAACAAAACUGGAACUUGUCAAGAACGAAACCAGUGUGUUCCGAUGCUAUUAUAUGUUGAAUGCAUAUAUAGAGAAGAUUCAAAAAUAACAUAUGAUGUGAAUGUAUAUAACAUAAAUAUAAAAAUGAAUAUAUACAACAAUGGAUAAAAUGAAAAAGAAGAGAUAUAUAUAUAUAUAUGUAUAUAUGUGCUUGUAUGCAUGUAAAAAUAAUAUGUGAAUCCAACAUAUUACAUUAAAUCAAGAUAAUUUCAAUUCAUAUAUAUGCAACAGUAAUAAUAAUGAUAUAUAGAUAUUUUAAACUAACAUAGUUCAGGCAAACCAUUAUUUUAGACAGAGCAUAAUUUUAAACAGGACAUAAUUUUGAACAGAGCCUAAUUUUACAAGGGCAUGAUUAUAAAAAUACAUAAUGAUAAAAACAUCAUCAUAAAAUACCAUAGUUUUAAACAGUUUAGAAUUGUUUUAAACUAAUAUGGCUCUCCAAAGCAACAAAAUUCUGUUGAGAAUAUUAAAAAUACUAAAAAGUAUUCAAAUUGAAAAAUAACUCAAUUGGGGACGAAUAUACAAUAAAGAGAAAAAAAAAAGGAAUAAAAAAGAGAGGAAACAAGUUAAUAAUUCUCCAAUCAAUCAUAUAAUCAAUAUAAAAUAUAAAAUAUAUAUAAUCAAAUAUAGACCAAUGUGCCAUUAAAAUCAGAAUAAGUGUAAAAACAUGUCAUCUUGGUGGAAUUAGUCCAUAAACACUAAAAUAUCCAGAUCUGUAUUAAGACCGUCUGGAACAGAAGUUUUUAAUUUAUAAAUCCAUUCUGUUUCUUUCAUAGCCAGACGUUUUUCUAUGUCUCCCCCUCUCCAAUGGGGGCUGACCCGGUCAAUACCGAUACAGCAAAAAAUUUCUAUUUUAAAAUCUUUACAGUUAUUACAGUGUCUUGGUACACUAUGUUUUAUACUUUUUCUUCUAAUUCCACCAAAAUGUUCCAACAAUCUUAUGUGCAAUGUUCUUAUUGUGCGGCCUAUAUAUUGUAUGCCACAUUUACACUGUAGCAGAUAGAUAACAUGUUUACUUUGACAAUUUAUAAAAUGUUUAAUAAUAAAAGACUCCCCUGUAAUGGUGCUCUUAAAAUCAAGUGUUUUAUACGAUUGGUAUUUACAAGUGCUGCAUCUGCCGCACUUAUAAAAUCCUUUUGGUUUUUCUCUCAAAAAAUUGCUUUUAGAGUUAUCUAAUUCACUAUUGCUCUUAAUCCCUGAUAGAACACUAGGAGCUAAAAUAGAUUUUAAAUUCUCAGGUUUUUUAUAUAUUAUCCGAGGCUUUUUAGGUAAAACAUUUUUUAAAAAUUCAUCUUGGUUUAAAAUAGGCCAGUAUUUCAUGAUUAUUUUUUCAAUUUGGUGUGCCUUGUUAUUAUAUUUCGUUAUGAAGGCUGUAUUAAAAUCUUUAUUUCCUUCUUUCUUCUUUUUUCCUUUUAAGAGAUCCUUCCUAUUAUAUUUUUCUACUUGUUUUUGUGAUUCAUAAACCAAGUUUGUCGGAUAAUUCCUGUUUUUAAAUUUCUUAUUUAAAAUCCCUACUUGAUUUUCAAAGUCACCUUUUUCAGUACAAUUCCUAUAUAUUCUCAUUUGUUGUCCUUUGGGUAUAUUUUUAAGCCAAUUUGGGUGAUGGCAACUGGAAAACUCAAUAAAACUGUUACCAUCAGUGGGUUUAAAAAAAGCUUUACUUUGUACUCGUCCGUCCUUAAUAAAAAAAGUUAAAUCUAAAAAAUUAAUAUUCAAUGAGUUAAUUUCUGCUGUAAAAACCAGAUUAUAAGAAUUAGAAUUAAUAUAUUUUAAAAAAUCUUCUGAAAGAGUUUUUGGUCCCUUCCAUAUAAUAAGAACAUCAUCUAUAUAACGUCUCCAUAGCACCAGGUUUGCGCCGAAGGGAUUAUUUUUCCAAAUGUUCUUCAUUUCCCAAUUCGCGACAAAAAUGUUUGCGUAACUCGGCGCAAACCUGGUGCCCAUGGCUGUACCACAAGUUUGGAGAUAAUAUUUAUCAUCAAACCAAAAAAAGUUGUGAUAGAGAAUAAAUUCAGUGGCGUCCAAUAUAAAAUCUGCUUGUAGAUUGUUCAUACUUUGAUUUUCAUAAAGAACUUCUUUUACUGCUUGUAUACCUUUUGAAUGAUCAAUAACCGUAUACAAGGAGGCCACAUCAACUGUUGCCCAUAAAAAAUCAUUUUGCCAAUCAAAAUUCUCAAGUUCUGAUAUUAUUUGUGCAGAGUCUUUAACAUAAGACGGAGUUUUAUUGACAAACUGUUGCAGAAAAAAAUCAACAUAUUGAGAAAUAUUACUGGUUAAAGAUCCAAUACCACUGAUUAUUGGCCUUCCAGGGGGAUUUUCCAAUCUCUUGUGGAUCUUUGGCAGAUAAUAAAAAACUGCCAUUCUUGGAGAUUUUACAAAUAGGUAAUCUAAUUCAUCUUUAUUUAUUACUUUAUUUUCGAAACCUUUAUUUAAUAAUUCCAAAAACUGUUUUUUAAAAUUUUCUAUAGGAUUUCCAUUUAAAAUCUUAUAUGUAGUAUUAUCUCCCAGAAUUCGCAUAGAUUCUUGCAUAUAAUCUUCUCGAUUUAAUAUAACUAUGCCGCCCCCUUUAUCGGCCUGUUUGAUUACUAGAUUGGGGUCAUUUUUUAAUUGUUUCAAUGCCAUUUUUUCUUUUUUAGAAAGAUUUUCUUUCCCAUCAUUUCUCGUUAAUUUUUCGAAUUCUGAUGAGAUCAUACUACUAAAAACUGGUAUAAAGUCUCCUUUUUCCCACGUGGGAAAAAAUUUAGAUCUAUGUUUCAAAUUUGUAUGUGUUAUUAGAUUAUCAUCUUGAUUAGAUUCUAUGUUUUUUCCUAUAUUAGUUAUUCCCAAACUUCCCAUAUCACUAUUUUUUUUCUUUUUUUCGAGAAACGUUUUAAAGUCAACUUUCUUAAAAACUUCUGAGAAUCUAUAAAUAAUUCAAAUGAAUUGGGACCUCUUUGUGGGGCAAAUUUUAACCCUUUAUUUAAUAAUCUCAACUGUUCUUUACUUAAAAUUUGACUAGAAAGAUUAAAAAUGCCCUCAUCGCCUGUAUCUUUAUUUAAUCUGAUAUUUUGUCCUCCUCUAAUUCCUCUAUUCCUCCUAUUGCUCCCAAAAGCUUUCUUUUCUUUGUGGGGGUAUGGGUGUUCUGAAGGGGAGCAAAACGAUUCUUGUGAGACCAUACAUUUUCUUUUUCUUUCCACAUUGUCUGGCCUUUGUCCCGUAUGCCUUUCCCUAAAAAAUCUCUCUUUUGGGUAGGGCUAUUUCUAAAAUUUCGCCUUGAAUCAUAUUUUUCAGUAUAUGUCGAAUAUUCUUUUCGUCUGACACUCGUUUCAUCCCUUUUCUGUUCUCUUUUCUGUUCUUUAGGGAUGAACUUUAUAUUAUCAUAUUUAUUAAUUUCAUUUCUCUCUCCUUUCUUAUUAAAAAAUGGUUUUCUUUCUGUAUAAAAUUUAUUAAACUUAUAGGUCUUAUUUUUCCAAUUUCUUUGUUUACCAUUUUUAUAAUCAUCUUUAUCUCUAUUUAGUUUGCCUUCUUUUGUAAUUACAAUUUUCUCUUCUAAUUUCUCAAUUUUUUCAUUAAGUUGUAUAGUAUUUUCCUUAAUUUGUUCCUCAUUAUAUUCUACAUUAAUUUCAGUUUCAAUCUGUUUUAACUCAUUUUCUACUUGACUCAUUGCUUCUUGUUGGUAUUUAACCAAAAUUUCCAUUAAUUGCAAGGAGCAUUUAUCAAGAGUUUUAUUCCAUUCUGACAUGAAAUUCUCAUUUUCUUUACCAAAAGCGGGUUGCUUUUCUAACCUUAAUCCUCUUGGUAUAAUCCCAAGUUGGAUAUACUGUUGUAGAUAUUUUAUCUCCCACCAUUUUUUGACUUCUUUUUCAGCAAGUCUUUCUAAUCUCUGAAACAAGAAAGUCUUAUUUGGGACUUGGCUUAUCUCUUUCCUAGAGAACAAAUUUUCAAAUUUUUUAUUUCUUGCUUCUCUAAUAGUAGUAUUCAUUAAUCUACAGUAAGCCAUAUUUAUAAUAUUCUUAAAUAAAUACAAUCAGGUUCUCAAAAUAUACGGACCAGUCUCUCAAUAUCCUUAGGAGUGCAGAAAUUAUACUAGAAACAGUAUAACAGAUACACAAAACAGAGAGUGGAUGGUGAAAAGAACUGACCGUUUAGGAAGUGCAGGCAAGCCACUAUAUAUGGGGAUGCACUCCCUGUAUCCCUUAACCAAAUGUGCAAAAAACAGAGCUGUAUAUACUAUACAGAAAUAGGGCGCCACUUAUCACCAGAUAUAUAUACUGAAUAUAGUUACCCUCCAACGAGCAGAUGAGGAUAUUCACAUAAAAGAUAUAAAAAGAGAAAACACCAUAGUGCAAACUUUUAAUCCAAAAUGAUAAAAAAUAUAUAAAUAAAAACACUCACAAACAGUGUGGCACAAUUGAUAAAAUCAAUAUGUGCUAAAGUGUUGAUGCCUAUAAUAGGCUAAAUCUCCCGGUCUUAGCAGUCUGUGGGCGUCUGUGUAGAGGCUGUAGCAAAGACAGAUGAAACAGUUCACCAUCAGCUGAUCCAAGUCCCGGGUUUGCUCAACGCGUUUCGUCUGUGCUUAAUCAGACUUCCUCAGGAACGAUCCAUAAUCUUCUCUAACCAGCAUUUAAAUAUGCCGGGCGGCGUUCUUUCUGUGCAAUUGCGCAUGCGCGCGGGCGCCGGCGUGAUUACAUACCAUUCACCGGCGUCCGACGUGCAUGUGCGUUCCACCGUGGAACGCAUGCAAAAAACUUUAUUAAUCUAAGCAACACUAACAACACUGGAACUUGUCAUACUUGUGUGUGUAUUACAGAGGAUAGAUCGGUGGGAACAGCAUUAUGUAGAGAUUUGAAAGCAAGAACCAGAGUUUUAAAUUGAGCCCUAUAUCUUACAGGAAGCCAAUGUAGGGACUGACAGAAGGGCGAGGUGUGGGAGGUACGGGCGGACAGGAAGAUGAGCCUUGCCGCCGCAUUCAUUAAGGACUGUAACGGUGCAGGUUGGGAGCACGUAAGACCACUGAGAAGCGGAUUACAAUAGUCAAGGCGAGAAAGGACAGAGGAAUGGACCAGCACCUUAGUCACAUCUGGCAUUAGGGAGAUGGAAGCGGCAGGAUUUGGCGAUAGACUGAACAUUAGGCAUGAAGGAGAGGUCCGAGUCAAAGAGAACACCUAGGUAGCAGGCCUGUGUGGUGGAGCUGAUGGUAGCACCGUUGACUUGGAGGGAGACACACAGGAGUAGCAACACUUGAGUGAGGAAAGACCAGAAUUUCAGUUUUUCGUCAAGUUGCGUUUAAGGAAGUUGGCAGCCAUCCAGUUAGAAAUAGCAGAGAGUCAGUCAGAGACACUAGUCAAGAGGGACAGAGAGAGAUCAGGAGAGGAUAGAUAGACAGAUAAAUAAAUCAAAUGAACAUAAACAUUGAAAUGCUCUGUCAGUUGCUCCACUCCUAUAACUGGCUUGUCUCCGCUCCCAGUUGAACAAGGUGUUGCACUUGGGGUGGUCCACUGCUUCCACGAGCAGACAUCCAAUGGAACAGACAACACCUCUAUGUCUGAAUCUACAUAAAAGCAUCAUUUAAUUUAUUUAUAUUAUUCAUCUUGAAACGUACAUGCAAGUGCACAAAACACGUUUAUGUUUAAUCCUUACCCCAUCUAGCUCAAGCCUGCUGAAAAUAUGAGUUAUCUUUGUACUUUUUUGGGGUUGUGUAUUUUUUGAUUAAGAAGUUAUCAUUGGUGACGGUAUUUUAAGUGCACUGAAUGAAAUGAUGGGGGUUUUUUUUUUGUCAAUUCAUGAGAAUAGCACUUCUUUACUGCAUUAUGACAAUCAGUGUGGCAAAUAUGCUCCGAUUAUGUCAUGCAGGGUCAUAUUACACACACUUUAUUUUUCUUUCUAUCACAAGGAAAAUUUUGGACCAGGAAGGCAUUUUAACAGCUCUAGUACGUUUUCACACAAUUUAAAAACUGUUUGGUGAUUAGACCCGUUUCAAGCAUUUUUGACAGUAAAAAUGUUUUGGUGGUUUUACAUUAUAAACCUGAUCUAUAUUUAGUUAUUUGUGUAAUACACAGAUGUGUAAUCUAUUUUGUUUCAUACAAAUGCCUAACCACAAAAAAAUUAUACUUGGAUCGCAGUUUUCUUGGAAUUAAUUUCCUGUGUGGGUUUGCAGUUAGUACCACACCUGUUCUUUCUAGACAUAUCUCAAAUAUAAAAAAGGGAGUUAAAAACAGAUUAAUACGAGAUACAAUGGUAUGUAAAAAAAAGAAAUAAAAAAACCCCCAUAAUUUAAGUAUAUUUAUACAUUGUUGUAUAAAAUAUAAUCUUUAUUAUAAAUAAUUUAAAAUCUUCAAUUCACAUUUUAGCAUAUAAAUACAUCAAUAAUCGCAUAAACAAUAAAAUACAAAACCAAAAAUAACCGUAUCAAAAAGCAGUCUCAUGUCAAUUUAUCUGGUUUGUGCUUCUUUGAAGACAUACUUAUACUUUCUAGAAACACCCUAGACGUUCCACUGCCAUUUAUCUUCUCUUAGAUCCCAUAUCCUUAGUACAAUAAGAUUAGAACCUGCUUAGAAAAAGCAUUUCCAAAAUACAGAAAAGAAUUGAUGGUACACAUAAACACCAUUCCCUCAUGAAAUAAUAUACACAAAAAUAAAAACAAAUAGCAAUAGAUUAGUUUGCAGUGUGCAGCACUGCCCCAGGAAGCACCUCUAGUAGCCCUAUGAGGAAUGACCAGUGGAGAUAUCCCUAGGCUGUAAUGUAAACACUGCAUUUACUCUGAAAAGACAGUGUUUACUGCAAAAAGCCUGAAGGGAAUGAUUAUACUCAUCAGAACAAAUACAAUAAGCUGUAGUUGUUCUGGUGACUAUCCGGGGUCCCCGGAAAUCAGCCACGCCAUGAGGUGGAGGAGACCCCGAAGGAUCAGGGGGUGUAGGGUCCCAUCGGGGUCCCGUAGGAGAGAUUGGGAAUCCGGGAGGAGCCGCGUGUUAUCUAUAGCCAUCUCCAGUAGAGGAGGGAACCAGGGCAGCGCAGGUCAUAGGGGGGUUAUUAUAACCAUGCAGCCCAAUUGGCGCUGUAGAUGGAGGAGGCAACGAGGGAUGAGGGCAAAUGGAGGGAAUGCAUAGUUCCUGGUGGUUGACCAGUUUUGGGAGAAUGCAUUCAUAGCCGAAGCCGUAGGGUCUGGCCUCCAACUGAAGAAGGUCGGAAGUUGGGUAUUCAAGCGAGAGGAAAAUAAGUCUAUUGCCAGAGGACCCCACAGAUCCCAAAUGCGCUGGAAGAUUUGGGGAUUGAGGUGCCAGUCACUGGAAUCCCGCAGGUGGCGGGAGUACCAAUCUGCCGUAGUGUUGGACAACCCUGGCAAAUAUGCCGCCUUGACAGCCAUGUUGUGUUGCAGACAAAACUGCCAAAAGUCUCGAGCCAAAUUCGCUAGAAUUUUGGAUCUCGUGCCACCGAGGUGGUUGAUAUAACGGACAGCCGAUAUGUUGUCCAUCUUCAAUAAGAUUGAACACUGGGACAGUGUCGGGGAGAGGUUGCGAAUCGCAAAGGACCCUGCUAGGAGUUCUAGGCAAUUUAUAUGCAGCGUGGAUUCUGCUUCCGACCAUCGUCCGCCUGUGGAGAUAUCUCUGCAGCGCGCACCCCAACCGUAAGAGCUCGCGUCUGACUCUAUGACUACAUCUAGGGCCGAGCCGAAGAUGGCUCUGCCAUUCCACGCCUCCAUGUGUAGGAGCCACCAGUGGAGUUCUUUUUUCGCUUCUGCGUCUAGAGUCAGAGCAUCCUCAUUUGAGGCAUCGCCUCUGAGGUAUGACACCUGUAGGCGCUGGAGGGCUCUGUAAUGAAGGGGGCCCGGAAAUAUGGCCUGUAUGGAGGCUGCUAGGAGCCCGAUCACACGGGCCAGAUGUUUGAGAGAAAUUUGCGGAGAUGCAAGAACUCGUCUUAUCUCUUUCUUGAUAUUUCCUAGGAGUCCUAGGAGCUGUAUUUGUUGAUGGACUUUUCCCAAUUUAUAAUGAAGCCCAAAUUCUGUAGCAAGGUUGUGGUCCAACCGAGGUGAAUGUGAAGUAGUAAUACUGACUGGGAUAACAGCAGGAUGUCGUCUAAGUAUAUGAUUAGACGAAUCCCCCGACUGCGUAAGAGAGCGAUGACGGGCUUCAUGAGCUUGGUGAAACACCAAGGUGCAGAAGAGGGAAGGCAGCGGAACCGCCAUUUACUUCCUUGCCAUGUGAAUUGCAGGAAGUUUUGGUGCACCUGCGCAAUGGGUACCGUGAGGUAAGCGUCUCUUAGGUCGAGUUUGACCAUCCAGUCUGCUGGUUGGAGCAAAUCUCGUAGGCAAUGAAUGCCUUCCAUCUUGAAGUUAUGGUAGGUUACGUGGUUGUUUAAGUGUUUGAGAUUGAUAACUAGGCGGGAUCCACCCCCUUUUUGGGGGACAAUAAAUAGAUUGCUCACAAAACCCGGGGUAUGCAUCGGGAUUUCUUGAAUAGCACCUUUUGAGUGCCAAGUCUCGAACUUCCUCGGAGACGAGGGUCGUGUCUUGUGGGGAAAAAACAAUCUCCCUGGGUGGGGACCGUUGGAUAGGCAGGGAUACAAAGUCUAUUGAAUACCUGUCGACUGCCCUGAGUGUCCAGGCAUCUGAUGUAAUGAGAGCCCAGACAUGGGGAAAAAUUUGAGUCUGCCCCCUAUUGUCACAUGUGAAGAAAAUUGAGAAAGGUAGCUUACCUCUCGACACCCAAGGUCUGCCUUGUUGGGGGAAGAAGGUAGGAGCGGACCUUUGGUCGGGAAAGGGGGGUCUCCCCAUAUAGGAGCCUCGGUUCGGGCACGAACCUCUAUUGACUCUGCCGGACAGACGGCCCCUUGCUCUGCCGGCCCCAACAAAAACCUUUGGGUGGAACACCGUUUUACAUAUGAUUGUGCCUUGUCUAAGGCCGUGAAUUUCUGUACAUAGGAGCCCAGGUCUUUUACGAAGGACUCUCCAAAAAGGUACCCUUUUGCUUGGGCUCCUGGCUCAGUAAUUUACCAUAUUUACACGUUUGGGUUCUAUUUUAAUUAAGAUAGAUUUAUGCGCUCUGUAGCAAGAGCCGUAUUGGCAUUGCCUAUGAGGCAUAUCACUCUCUGAAUCCAACCUCUAAUAGUGAGGCGAUCUAAGGCUUCGUCUUGAGACAAGGAUUCCUCCACGGCUUCAAAAAAUUUGGUUGCUGGACCUAAAAUAUCCAAGACUUUGUCUUGGCAAUUAUAAAGGGAAAAGUCUAAACCAGUGGUAGUCAACCUUUUUCCACUUACCGCCCACUAAUGCAUCUUUCUUGAUGGAAAAAUUUCCUUACCGCCCACCAGAUUUCGCGCAAGCGCAGAAUAUUUUUUAGAAAGGAGGGUGUUUAAAAAAAUAAAUAAAUAAAUGUACGUACAUUUAUCUUUUUAUUUCUACUUUAUGCAUGUUUAUAAUGUUUUUAACUUUAUAAAGUUUAAUGAGGAAGCAAUAAAGUAGAUUGAAAUUACCUUUACUAGUGAUUAAUGAGAUCCUUGAGGUUGAUGCUGUGAACAAACGAAGGUCUCCUCUUUCGGUGAUAUUCAGAAGACUUCUCUGUUUGCUCAUAAAAUGAUUUCUCAUCUGUGCAUCAGCUCCCCUCCUCUCCCUCCUCAAUUCCCCUCCCCACCUUUUUUUUUUUCUUCCUUUUUUCUAUUUUUUAACCUUCCUUAUAACAAUGCCUAGUAGGCAGGCUGAGCUAGGUAGCCCGCUUACUAUUAUUAGUCAACAACAAUUCUCUCCUUUUCCUUUUCUUUCUUUCUCUACACCUUCUUUCUCUUAUUCUACAAGUACUCUGCACCUUCUUACUUCUUUUUACAAGUACUCUGCUCACAGACAAACACACACACACACACACACACACACACACAUACAUUUACAGACACACAGUCACAAACACUCACACAUACACUUACAGACACACACAGUAACAUAGAAACACAUACACACAAACAUACACAUACUCACACAUGCACUUACAGACUCUCACACAUACACAGACACACAUACACUAACAGAUACAGACACAAACACAUACAGAGACAAACACACAUACACUUACAGACACACACACACACAUAUACUUAGACACACACACAUAUACUUACAGACACACACACACACAUAUAUACUUACAGACACACACAUUUAUACUUACAGACACACACAUAUCUACUUAUUGACACACACAUACUUACAGACACACACACAUAUACUUACAGACACACACACACACACACAUAUACUUACUGACACACACAUAUACACACAAAUUAUUAAUAUUAAAUGUCCACCCAGCCUCCCUACCUAGAGAGCUGGUGUGGAUCUGUCCCUGGGGUCCAGUGUGGCUUCACUUCGGCGGGUGGCUGUGUGCUAAUCAGACGCGGCGAGGGAGCUCUAACCUCUUUGCACUGCUCCCUCGCGGGCUGUCUACUGAUGCCGGGAGCCGGAGGUACCAUUUAUUGGGCCUGCAUUAAUACUUGUGUAAAAUAUUUUGAAAUAGAGGAGGACAUAAUGUCCAUGGCGGAUGCCAGGGCUUUAGAUACAGACUUGGACACAUUAGUGUCAAAGAUAGCUUUGAUUUCCUCAGAUGCUGGGAAAUCCUCCUCAUCCCCAGAAACUAAAGGGGGGGGAAACCCAAUGAAGUUUGGGGUUCAGCUUGUGUCCCAAAGGGACCAGGCAAAUCAUUAGAUGAUUGCAUUAUGGUAAUUGAAAGAACAGACAGAAAAUUGCUAGUGGUGAAUUUAUUAGCAAAUGAUGGUAGAGCAGGGUUAAGUAACCCAGACAAAAUACUAACAUACAAUUCUGCAAGAAUAGAAUGGCAAAUACUGUUACUCACAGUCACUUAUCAAAAAACAAGGGGAAGCAGGAGAAAGGGGGAACCGUCCGCCACUGAAACUGGACACCAACUCCGACGGGAGGCGCAGUGGGCGUGUCAGGGGGAAAUGGGCGCAAAAACGCAGAAGAAAAUGUCCGCCGCAAAACAGACAUCGAAAAGAUGGCUGCCGCGGCUUCUGAAGGCUUCUGGUAGGAGCCGAGGUGCUUAUGGGGCUCUUAUAUGGGGCUAGGUGGAUGCGGCUGAGUUCACGCUCGGGCCGUUAAACCGAGCGCGGGCAAAGCAGCCGGAAUGCAAAAUGGCCGCCAGAGGCGUCCCUGACAGGAUGCGCAUGCGCAGCUGAGAGGGCGGUUCCAACAGCCGCGACAUCGGCAGUGUGCCACUGAAACUGGACACCAUGUGGAGAAACCUCCCCAGAACUUGCAGAGUCCUGGGGAGUAAUAAGCCUAAAACGAGUAGCAGGGAGAACUAAAGCCUAGAGAACAAAUACACUCUAGGUUUUUAAAUUCACAAUACAAACUGAAAAUAUAAUCUUAAAGGCAUAUAACCAUAGUUCAAAUAAUAAAUGUAACAGUAAGUUUAUAAAAUAAAGUAUAAGCUUAAUUUUUAAAAAUGUAAAGUGAUAUGUAUACAGAAAUAGUUAGCAUAUAAUAACAAAUAUUGAAUCUCUCAGCCAGGAGCUGUGAGAGUUGUACUUAUCGGAGGGCAAGCAGCAAAGAAAGAGGAAGUGGUCAUCGACGCUCCGCCUACUAUAGGAGAAGGAGGUCACUGAUUGGAUAGUCAUGUUACUAGGCGGACAUUGUCACUAUGAUGUUUAUACCUGUUUCAAAUUUAUUUUUUUUCAAAUAAUGUUUCCUUGCUGCUGAGGGAAUUAAAGAACGAGUGCAGCAUAAUAGGAGCCUCCGGGUCUUUAAUAAAAUCUUUGACUUUGUCGGUUAGUAACUUUCCUUGGGUAUGGGCAGUGUAAUGGCUGGUAACCCCAGCUGGCUCUCUGUAAAUUGGCAUAACAGCUAGACAGAGUUGAUGAAAGAAGCAGAUCCCCAAGGUCUCUGGCCUUUCUGUAGCUGAUCUUCAGCCAUAAUGUAAUAACCAGAUGAUUUCAGUGGUGCUCGUUGGCGUGAUCUUACCCAGGACUUCUCACACCUUUUGUCAAAUGUUCUUGCCUUAACAUCCUCCAGGUUUUGGCCUGCCAUUGUGUCACACAUAUAGUAGCAGACCGUCAAACAGCCAACAGCCUCCAUUGUGGGGCCCAGGACUCCUCAAUCAGUCCAAAGUGGGGAACAGGAGGCAUGAGAACAAAUUAUACUGCUAGGGAUCUCAGUAUGUUUUGAUAUGGCCCAUGGCCGCAAUCAGCUCCAAGGGCUCCAAACUUGAGUGAAAUUCAGUUGUCAGGCUUCCACCUGGUCACAGGUGACUUUAGUCAUUGAUCAAAAAUCUUUGAUUGGAACAAUUAUGUCCUGAUGAAGGUCUUUUGUUAGAACUUAAAAGUUGAUAUUUAUAUUCAAAGCUAAAUAAAAACUAGGUUUACUUUAUCUCCGCAAGAAGAGAUACAGUAGAACACAUUUUUAAGCGCCUUAUAACACAUUUUUAGUUGCCAUGUUUUUAUAAUGCUUUAGUGUUUCACAACCUAGCUAGGUGUUCACCUGCUCUAUGGCUGAGAUCACCAAUGUUGAUGAUCUCAUCUGAUGAUCUCAUCCAAUCCAAUGCUUCCCAAUAGGGAAGCAUUGGAAAGAUAAUGCACAUGCGCUGCAAAAUUCCUUGCUGCACCAAUCUAAUGCUCUCAAUGAGUCAUUUGUGCUAAAACCGUGUUUAGCUCUAUUUUAGCUGUGGAAGCACCUCUAGCAAAACGGCAGUGUUUUCAGUUGCAGGGUUAAAAUGACAGUGAAAUGCCACCCAGACCACUUCUUUGAGAUGAAAAGGUCUGGGUGCCUAUAGAGUCCCAUCAAAUGUCAUAAACAAGAAGUGAAGAAUUGAUGACUGUUGUACUUUAAUUUACGUUUGGUGCAGCAAACUUGUUUUGGUGCUCUUUUGUUUCAGUAGUUUUUGCAAGUUUGUCUUUGUGUGUGUGUGUGUUACUGAAAUAAUGACUCACGUCCUCUGUACUGGAAAACCGUGCACUCAGUGCUCUCAGACUGUAGUAAGAAAAACAUGCACACUCAUCCAAUUUAAUUAUACCAGAAUAUAAUAGAAGGCACUUUCAGUUAUAUUGAUGAUAUUAUAUAUUUGUGUGCUCUUCGAGUUUUUUUUUUUUUUUUUUUGUAUUGUUUAUUGUUAGAUUCUUUUUUUCCUUCUUCUUGAUAAACAAUGUCCUAGUAUUUUACCAAUACCUGAAAGAGUUUGCAGUGUUAAAAGUAACUUGAUUUCUUCUGUGUCUGUUCACAGCAAUUCUGAGUGGAACUGGCUUUCAAUUAGAGCAAGCAUUGGGAGUCGCUGGGUCUGGCUACAGGCUCAGAUUUCCGAGCUGGAAUACAAAAUUCAGCAACUUGCUGAUAUUCACAGUCAGAUACGCAACACAAAGGUACAUUAUUUUCUCUGGCGAUACUUAAUGUUUAGCCUGAAGAACAUGUGAUGUGAUAGGAGUCAGCUUCUUCUUGCCAAUGUUUCCGAAGAGUAAACUCCCACUUUGAUAUUUAGGUGUGCCUUCUUGUAGCUUAAAUGGUAAUCACAUCUCCUGCUGGGUUUUCCCUUAUUACCCUUCAUGAGAAAUCCUCCCAGAUAAUCUUGGAUUCUAUGCAAAAAUUUUAAAAUAAAUAUAGAAAUAUUUAUAGUGUGUUAAAUUCUUCCAUCUAGAGAAAAAAACACCAUGAAAUACCUUGUUAUAUCUCUAUUUAUCAUUAAGGGUGACUAUAGAUGGGUUUUGAAUUCGUAAAUUGUAUAUAGCCUGACUUGUUUCAGAUAUAGAAUAACUGGAUAAAAUAUGAAGAUAAUCACAAAAAUACUUCAAAAUGAAAGUGGAUCAUAUACAUUGUGUACACUCAAUCAUCAUCUAUGACCAAACCAUGUCUGUUAAUAAAAAAAACAACAAAAAAAACCAACCGGUAUGUAUAAAUUGUCAUCUUUAUUACAAAGUGUAUGAUAAGCCAUGGCAGGGGUGACAAACAUGAUUCGUUGUUUGGAUCUACAAGCAAUGCCACAGUGUUUACAGAAUGAAAUUUGAAGAUUAUUCAACAAACCUAAUGUAACAAGAUAAGCCAAAGACCUAAUGGAGUAGAUUUGUGGUUAAUGGCCACUGCUGCCUAGUGGCUCCUGUCCUAUUGUCUGCCUAGUUAAAGGGGACACGAUAGUCACCAGAACAACUACAGCUUAUUGUAUUUGUUCUGCUUAGUAUAAUCAUUGCCUUCAGGCUAUUUGCAUUAAACACUGUUUUUUUUUUCAGAGAAAAGGCAGUGUUUACAUUACAGCAUAGGGAUACCUCCACUGGCCACUCCUCAGAUGGCUACUAGAGGUGAUUCCUGGGGCAGAAUGAACAGUGUGCAGCACUGACAUUCAGCAUCUCCAAGCUCUGCAUGGAAACACUGAACAUUCUUUAUAGAUAUGCAUUAAUUCAGUGUAUGUCUAUGAGGAGAUGCUGAUAGGCCAGGGGUGUGUUUGACUUGUGCUGGCUCUGCCCCUGAUCCACCUAGUUGAAAAGCUCAGCCAAUCCAAUAUUUUCCUAUGUGAAAGCAUUGUGAUUGGCUCAGAACACCACUUCUGAUGAUGUCAGCAGAGCAGGCAGAUCAGGGGCAGAGCCAGCAGCAGCAGACUGGAACAAAAGUAAGAUUUAAUUAUAUUUGGGGGGGUGGGGGGCGCAGUGGGGCUAGAUGGUGGUUUUAACACUAUACAGCCAGUUAAACAUGUUUGUGUUCCAGACCCUAUAGUGUUCAUUUUAACAGUCCUAAUGACUGAUCCUGCCUGGUGGCUAUUCACUGCCAGGUAUGGCAUGCAAAUACAAAGGAUAUAAGAUUAAACAGUAGGAAAACGGUACUACAACACCUAUGUGAAGUCACUUAAUCACAUCAAAACAUACACAAUAAAAAAGAAGUGGGUGGUGAGAGCACACUAAUAAAUAUUGCACAUUACCCUUAAUUACAUGUAGAAUUGGUAAAAAAAAAAAAAGUGCUAAUACUCAAUCCAGGGUCCACAAACAGAUUGAUAGUUUAUAUAUGCCUGUAGAUUGAAACAGAAAAAGGAGGGGACACAAAAUAGUGUAAUAACGUAGGAGCCACUUGACAAUUUAAAAUUCCAAAGGUUCCACUCACAUGGUCAUGAGCCACUUAUUAAAAGCUGGCUCAGACUGAAGGUAAAUCAGGUGAAAGCACGUGGACAUCAGGUACCAAGCUGUUUUUUCCUCUGUGAUCUUGCAAGUUGUUUGUUGCUUAAAAAUAUUCCAGGAUGCAGGAAAUUUCACAAACAAAUUUAUUUAUACACUAUGAGGUAGCUUUAAAAAACAACAAAUAAAAUAAACCUGAAAAGUCCACUAUUGCUGUAACUCGAACUUGACGCGUUUCGGCGAUGCCUUUUUCAAAAGUUCCUACUUCACCUUCCUUUCUCGCUGAAGACGUCGGAAUGCAGGAUGCGGCUACGACGACACCGGAAGCGGAAAUAGAGACGUCAUGACGCAACGGAAGAAAGGCGCCAAAUUUGGGCUAUUUAAACAGCGAGAAAGGAAGGUGAAGUAGGAACUUUUGAAAAAGGCAAAAAAAUAAAAAAGUGGCUUCUACGUUAUUACACUAUUUCGUGUGUCCCCCCCCUUUUCUGUUUCAAUCUACAGGCAUAUAUAAACUGUCGAUCUGUUUGUGGACCCUGGAUUGAGUAUUAGCCCUUUUUUUACCAAUUCUACAUGUAAUUAAGGGUAAUGUGCAAUAUUUAUUAGUGUGCUCUCACCACCCACUUCUUUAUUAGGUAUGGCAUGCAAAUGAAAUUAUCAAAUCAAAUUUUUACUGUUGCAUGCAUAGUACUGCUGAAGUGUAAAGAUAUCAGGUCCUUGCUCCCACACCGUGUCUCUCACUCACUCCACGAGGACGCCAUGUCGGAGCGCUGCCCCACAGACAGCGCGGUCGGCUCAACCACCCAUGCUGACCGCUCAUGUAAGUGCGGACAGCACUUACCAGCCACAGAAGGCAGGACUCCAUACACACGAACAGCAUCUCUGUUUGUGCGAACGCCACUCACCUAUACUACAGGAAGAACUCUGUUCGUAUGGACACCAGCUCCCAAACACAGCAGGAAAAGAAGUCUGUUCGUGAGAACGCAGCUGCUUCCACAUACGACCACACAGAAGGUAGAACUCCACGAGAAUCAAAGGGCACGUGGCACAGAGCCUUUUAAAGGUACAGGAUAGGGAUCGACCGAUAUUGAUUUUUCAGAGCCGAUACCGAUAUUCUGUGAACUUUCAGGCCGAUAGCCGAUAUAAUUUGCCGAUAUUCUGUACAUUUACCAAAAUAAAAACUAUUUCUAAAGGUAAAUGCACAAAAUAUACAUGCCACGUGUAGUGGAUGCAGUGUGACAGGGGAGCUGUGUGUGUUUGUGUAGUGUGUGUGUAGUGGAUGCAGUGUGUGUUUGUGUAGUGUGUGUGUUAUGGAUGCAUUGUGUGUGUGUAGUGUGUGUGGAGGAUGCAAUGUGUGUUUGUGUAGUGGAUGCAGUGUGUAUUUGUCUAGUGUGUGUAGUGGAUGCAGUGUGUAUUUGUCUAGUGUGUGUAGUGGAUGCAGUGUGUAUUAGUGUAGUGUGUAUAUAAUGAAAGCAGAGUGUUUGUGUAGUGUGUGGGUAGUGUGCGUAAAGUGAAUGCUGUAUAUACUAAAUGCAAAGUGUGUGUGUAUAUAAUGAAUGCAGACUGUGUGUGUAUAGUGAAUGUAGUGUGUUUAUAUAAUGCAGAGUGUGUGUGUUUGUAUAGUGUGUGUGUAUAUAAUGCAGUGUGUUUGUGUAGUGUGCAUUAUAUAAACACACUACACAAACACACUGCAUUAUAUACACACACUACACACACACUGCAUUAAACACACUACACAAACACACACACACUGCAUUAUAUAAACACACUACACAAACACACACACUACAUUAUAUACACACUACACAAACACACACUGCACAAACACACUACAUAAACACACACCGAAUUAUAUAAACACACUACAUAAACACACACCGAAUUAUAUAAACACACUACACAAACACACUGCAUUAUAUACACACACUACACAAACACACUGCAUUAUAAACACACACUGCAUUAUAUACACACACUACACAAACACACACUGCAUUAUAUACACACACUACACAAACACACACUGCAUUAUAUACACACACUACACAAACACACUGCAUUAUAUACACAGUGUGUUUGUGUAGUGUAUGUGUAUAUAAUGCAGUGUGUGAGGGGGCAUUUUUUAUUAAAUUAUAAAAAAAAAAAUUAUAUUUACUUUAUUAUUUAUUUUUGUUGUCCCCCCUCCCUGCUUGUUACCUGGCCAGGGAGGGGGGAUAUGACAGUCCCUGGUGGUCCAGUGGCAUUGGCUGAGCUGGGGGGGGGGGGCGGAGAGCAAGCGCUUACUCACCUCCCAGCAGCUCCUCCAGCUCCCCAGUGUAACUCUCGCGGCCAGCGUGUCGCGCGGAGCGUUGCCAUGGUGAUCCAUGGCAACGCUCUGACGGCCGCGGGUCUCGCGAGAGUUACACUGGGGAGCUGGAGGAGCUGCUGGGAGGUGAGUAAGCGCUUGCUCUCUGCCCCCCCCAGGACCGCCGGGCUUGUAAUGAGCCUGGCAGUCCUAGGAGGUAUUAUCGGCAAUAUCGGUAUCUGAAUUGGCCGAUACCGAUAUUGCCGAGAAUACCGAAUAUCGGCCGAUUAUAUCGGUAAAACCGAUAAUCGGUCGAUCCCUAGUACAGGAGGUGGAGACCAGGAUGGAACCUCAAUUAACAAGACCACCCACUUUCCCUAUUUAAGUCUCACACACCCUUCACUCUUCGAUGAGUUGUACUGUGCUCCUGAUUGUGUAAAGACCUUCAGAGACUCUCCUGUUUAUCCUGUUCCUGUUCCUGAUUUUGACUCUUGCCGGUAUGCUUCCUUACCUGUAUGAACCUGUGCCGCCUGUCCUGACCUUUUGCUCCCCCGACUAUUCUCCUCGCCUAUCCUUUGGUACUGCGAACUUGGUUCUUUGCCUUCAGCAUCUAUCUGCAUCUUGGGCUCCAUCCAAACUAAACUGUGUUCCCGACAAGAAAGCUAGGACUAAUAUUAAUGUAUUUGGAAGUUACCAAACUCAUAAAAAAGCCAAGAUGAAGUAUUUUUUUCAAUUUGAAUACUUGGUCAGGAUUUACAAUAUCAUCGUGUAUUCUACACAGUUGCUUGUUCAGUGAAUAAACUUGAUCAUCUGCCUAGGUCUUUGUUGGCAGCAGCAUAAAUUUAUAAUUGUGAUAUACUGUUACUUCCUCUAACAUUUAUAUUUUAGUGUGACUUUAUAAUCCACUAAAUCUCAUAAUCUGAUAAAUCUCCUCUAAAAAUGUAGUGGCUCACACAAAUAACGAAAUAAGUAGAAGUCUUAAUCAAUCCUACACAAAGCAUUUUAUUACGUCUUUCCACCAGCCGCAUAGCAGAUACUAUGUAACAAUUACACAGCUUUAAUGUUCUGUUCAGACUUGUUUUCGCUAAAACAAAGACCACACACAAUUUACUAGCAUUUAAAAUAUCUGGCAUUUUUUACCAGCCCAAUUUUGUAUGCAGGUGUUUUGUCAAGGUUAUAUUGAGCUUUACAUUCUAUUGUAUCACAUUUUUGUAGCUGUGACCGUAAACAAGGACAUAUUUUAGUGUUUAUGUUCUACUUUUAGUUUGAUUUUCUGUAGAAAUAGCUGAUUUUAUCCACCUACCUAGCAUUCAACUCGUGGCAUUUGUGUUUGGAAUUUAAAUUUUUGAGUUAAUCAGCUAUUAAUUAUUGCCGAACAAAUUAAAAUUUUUCUAUCUAUUGUACCAAUAAUGCAGACAUUGCUUUGAGUUGUUUGCUGAUGUAUAGGGAUUUAUUCCUGUUAUUUAAUCCAGUGAUUCUUACCUCCUGGUUUGAAUUUUUAAUUGAGUCUCUAUGCUAUGUCAGUGGGUCCCUAUGGGUUAGACCGUGAGCAUCCUAUUCUUUGGACUCAAGGCAACUACCCAAAAUUAAUUUCAUAAAGUGACAGUGCCCUCUCUAGUGCAGUGUGGAUGACGUUGAUACUAGAAAGUGCCUAACUAAGAAUUUUGAGCAUAUUUGUUAUAUAUUCUAUUGCAUUUGAAGAAUGAGUCACUGAACUUUUUUUUACUAUUAAAGAAUUGGUCGCAAGCUAAUGCUAUGAGUGUAAUUUGGGCCACUGUCAAAAAAAAUUACAAAUAAUAAUCACUGCUUUUAUCAGUAGUAUGGCAACUAACAACUGUUAUCCAGUGACACAUUAAAGACGCCAGUCUUGAUUGCAAGCUUUAUGGGCGACCGUAUUCUAUGAGAUUUAAAUGGAUUGCUGCUUUCCUACGGACAGAUUCAAUGUUUGUUAGAAUGCUUAACCACAAUUGUAUUGUUUCCUAGGUCACCGUAAAGUUGGAAGAAAACUCUAAAAGCAUUUGCAGGCAGCCUCCACGUCUGCCAGAUCCAAGCACUUUAUUAAGCCCUGUGGGGAGGUUACAAAGUGCCCCAGUGGGAACAAAUCUAUCUCCAGCAAAGGAUUUAGAAAUGUCGCCAAGCAGUCCAACUCUGCUUCUGAGAAAUAUCGAAAAGCAGGUAAAGUAGCACCAAGGAUUUAGAAGCUCAAAUUUUGGCAUAGCACAAUCACAGCGAGCCACGUAAUUAUUUAAUGCAAAGGACCGUGAAGGUAUUUCACCUCCUCAGUGGUGAACACUUAGCUCUGUGCCAACUCAAUACUGACUGUGUAAAGGAAAUUAAAUAUUAACUUCUACUUUGCUGCAUACAGGAAUAUCACUAGGGUAAUUCCACUGUCUUGAACUAGAGUCGUCGUUUCAUCUUCAAAAGACCUGACAUUGUACAGGGGUGGCCAAAAGGUAGACCUCCCAGCUUUAAGUUAAACUUGGAUUUUAAGACACACAGUGUUUUUAGGAAACUGUUAUUAUAAUAAUUAUUGAAGACUUAAUACAGUACUGUCUUUAAACAUUUACCCAUGAUUCUUCUUGAUGAAUAAUAUUCAAAGUAACUGCUUGAUCACUUUGACAUAAAAAAAAAAAAAUUGGACAUUUUUAACUUGUGUGCUUUGUCAGUCCUUUAGGAAUGCAGCUCAGCAAUCCUUCUGGAGAUUGAAAUUCUUUUAAUCCUUUUUUCCCUUCUCCUUUCCACUUAGCCAAGCCUCCUUCCCAUUAAUUUAAAGGGACACUCCACUGCCUAAAUAAAAAAGCAAAACAAAACACUGCUUAGUUGAUAUACACCAAAUGAAAACAUGUUUGUAUUUUUUGUUUUUCUUUGGGCUAUAUCUAAAAACAGCUUGCAAAAGCUGCGUUUCUCUUGUCUGCUGCCUUUGCAAGCCCUACCCUUCUUCCCAAACCCAUACUUUCUGGGGCUUUGCAAUCACAGACUUCCCAAUUCAACUCAAUGAAAAGUCUUUGCAAGGAAUGUGCUCUAGGCAAUUGCCUGCCUUUUAAAGUGACAUUUAUAGGUACCCAGAGCACUUCACCUAAUUGAAAUGAACUUGGUGAAGUGCCCCUGUACCCUUAAAGGUAUAGUAUAGGCACCAUAACAACUUAAUAUAAAAGAGGGCAUCUUAAGGGGUUAAACCAUUCUCAAAUGGUUUAACCCCAAAGUGUGUCUAAAGCACCAAUCCUCAGGCCUCCAUACGUCAUCUGGCUUCUGAAUCUCAGUUUCUGGAAGUGCAGAGUGCCCCUGAUUGGCUGAGAUCAGCUUUCCUAUGGGAAAUCUAUAAUCCGGCCUGCACAUGCUCUUUUUGUAAACCUAUUUGUCGCAGGAAGAGCCCAAUCCAGCACCAAAGGGCCUAGGUGCUGGAAACCAUUAAGUGAAGGAAAGGGAUUAACCCUUUCAUGACUAAGAAGGGGGCAGAGGGACACUACAGUGUUAUAAAUACAGUUUUGUACUCCUAACAGUAUAGUAUUCCUUUGAACUUGGCUCUGCUAAUCUAAACAAACCAGGAAGUAAUAGGACCUGUUAUCUGCUUGAAUGCCAUGGGGAUGGUAUGAGGUUCAUUUAUAUUCCUAUUGAAAAUGGAAAAACAAAAAAGAGGACACUUCACACAUAAAGCAUUUCAGCAAGCUAAAGUGCUCUGGGGGUCCAAAGUGCCCCUUUAAGUAGAGAAGCCAACCCUUGUAGUAUAGAUUGUUGCUUUGUACAAAUAAUAAUAAACACAAUUGAUCAUUGCAUACGGACGGGUAGGAUAUUACUAACUAAUCACAUUUUCAAUACUACAUUUUUAUUUUAUAGGCAGUAAUUAGAGCCAAUGAAAUGUUGGUACUUUGGAAACGUAGCCAUUUUACCAUUGUGGAUAUUUGGAUAUAUACCCUGCAGUCUUUAUCUUUUCUUUCUCUAAUCUGCAGGAUAUGGUUGCUAUAAGGAUGCCCCUCUUAACAGUUUUAUCUCUGAACUGCACAAAAAAAGUUAUUAGAAGGAAUAUUGAUCCCAGUAACUGGAAUCCGUAGUUUGCAUCGACAGGACAGUCUGAGUCUGUUAACUAGCCCCUCCAUAUCUCGCUGCCCUAGGUGACCGUUUAAUGAUUACCAUGACUCUGGUUAAAAAUCUAACAUUUUGGGAUUGAUUAAGCAUAGAGUCCUAGAGUAGAAUACAAUAGCCUCUUUGAGUUUUGUGUUCAUGCAUGUGUAAUGAGCUGGUUAAUGAUAUGUUAUUUAUUAACAAAAAGUCAAUCAUCUGAAAAAAAGGCUAAUCAGAUUUUCUUUGUAACAUAUAACACCGUAACAUGGGGUAUAUAUGUGUUAAACUGAACAUUUUACUAACUCACCUUAAAAAAUAAUAUAUAUUUUAGUUUUUAAAAUUCAACCUCCGCAUGAGAAAAUAGAAACAUAGAAUGUGACGGCAGAUAAGAACCAUUCGGCCCAUCUAGUCUGCCCAAUUUUCUAAAUACUUUCAUUAGUCCCUAGUCUUAUCUUAUAGUUAGGAUAGCCUUAUGCCUAUCCCACGCAUGCUUAAACUCCUUUACUGUGUUAUCCUCUACCACUUUAGCUGGAAGGCUAUUCCAUGCAUCCACUACCCUCUCAGUAAAGUAAUACUUCCUGAUAUUUGUUCCUGAUAUAUUUUUAAACCUUUGCCCCUCUAAUUUAAGACUAUGUCCUCUUGUUGUGGUAGUUUUUCUUCUUUUAAAUAUAGUCUCCUCCUUUACUGUGUUGAUUCCCUUUAUAUAUUUAAAUGUUUCUAUCAUAUCCCCCCUGUCUCGUCUUUCCUCCAAGCUAUACAUGUUAAGAUCCUUUAACCUUUCCUGGUAAGUUUUAUCCCGCAAUCCAUGAACCAGUUUAGUAGCCCUUCUCUGAACCCUCUCUAAGGUAUCAAUAUCCUUCUGAAGAUACGGUCUCCAGUACUGUGUACAAUACUCCAAGUGAGGUCUCACCAGUGUUCUGUACAAUGGCAUGAGCACUUCCCUCUUUCUACUGCUAAUACCGCUCCCUAAAUAGACCGGGAAAGAGAUGGUUAAACAGAUAUUUUUUGACUAAUGCAAUUUUUUUUUGGUGUGUUUAUUGUAUAUUUUGUUCUCAGAAAAUCCAACCUAAAACCAGCCCAGUUUGUGAAAUGGUGACUUCAUGAUUUUUUUUUUUUUAUAUAUUUUUGUAUGUUGUGUGGUAGUGUUACGUACUCCAGUGUCAUCAUAUUAGAGGGUGCUUUCCAGAUUUUUAAGAUGUUUUCUAAAACUAAAUGCCUGGUUUGUCUGUGCUUAAGUCUUUUUUUGAUUUAAGAACACUAGUGGAAUGCAAAAAUGUUUGGGACUUUUUUUUAACGCAACAUUCAGGGCAAUUCACUAGAAGAAGAAUUAAUGAUAGAAUUUCAAUAUUUGAAUUAGUCCUUCCACCAUAACCACUAUUGUCAGCUUAGUUUAUUGGCCACUAAAGAGUAAGAGGGGGGGAAAAGUCAACUCUAGUCUGGAGUGUUUAUUUAAGUGCUUAAAGGGACUCUGGAAGCACCAUGAUUGCAUCAUAACUACUACACUGAUCUGUAGCAAAGAGUCUAUGGGUUACUCACUCCCAUUUUUUGGUUAAACCACAUAGGAUCAGUUUAAUGAACACCAGAUUUUUCCCUGGCACCUAUUGUACACCCACCUUGAUAAUGUCAAAUUCCAUCCAGCUUGAAAGGUUGUGAUAGACUAAGAUGGCUAACGUUUUAUUUAUAUGCUGAAACUGACCAUAAAUAUUUCCUGGUCAUUUCUGUUUGCAUACUUUAAAGACAUGGUAAUAGUAGUUUCACAGUCACAAAUAGUUUUAUUCAUGAAAAGACAUGAGCAAAACUACUACUUAAGCAUAUGGAAGUCACAGCCCAGAUUUAUUGAAAAGCUGACAUCUUCUCAAUUCUUCUUACACCCACAUCAUUUCAUCACAUCCGCAUCUCAACAGCCCACUUCUUGCUGACCCCUUUUGGUAUGUGUAUGCCCUGACUCUUGACUGCUCAGUCUUUAGCCACUGCAUGUGAUUGCAUACUGCAUAUGGUUUUACUGAUAUGUUGUGUAAACAUACUUUGAAAAGGUCACAGUGAAGAGUAUUAAAACACAUGUAUCGUAGUAUUUGCUGAUAUUAGGCAAUGCUUCUGGUUCUUGUUGAGAACACAAAUAUUAACCUAUUAUUCUUCACAUGGAUAUAUUGAUGUAAACUAGUGAAAGAUAUACAUAUAUAUAUAUAUAUAUUAUUUUUUUUUUUUUUUUACACAGGCAAGGUCUUAAAUAUAUGUAAUUGUGAUUGAAUUAUUUUUCUAUAGCAAAUAGGUUGUCAUAGGUAAAAACCACUGGCAUGCAUGCCAAGUGUCCCUAUUAAGGAGGAACAGUCCCCUUAACUCCCAACUUUGCCAAUAAGAAAAUUUACAAGGGGGGGGGAGAGAGUUCUUCCAUGGGCUAGUGACGCAAGUUGUGUCACUGGUGUUGCCCAUAAUACACAGGUCCACCCACCAUCAAGCAAGUCAGGUUCAGGACAAUGGGACAGAACCCAGAAAUCAGGACUGUUCCAUUCAUCUGUGUUUCUAUCUUCGUGUUCCUCUUUUUUUAGUAGCUCCAUAUUGUUGGUGUGAGUAAGUGUAUAACAAUGCUCCACAGUAAUAACUAGCACAGUAAUGUGUCUUUAAAGUGGUACUCUCAACCCUCUCCAAAAUAAGUAUUUUAUAAAAAUAGAAUCUUUAUGAUAUACUCAUUCUGACUGUGUUGAAAUUUCACUGAAAUGCCAACCCAGUCUGAAAAUAUACUGAAACAAAGUAUUAUUUUGUCUCAGUAUUUUCCCUACUUUUGAGAAAGCUUAACACUAAGCAGAGCUGUUGCCGUCAAGCCUUGUCAUUUCCCCAGGCGCCACUAGUGAGGCUGUAGAGAAAUUAAGCUAUUUCUAUGGAGGAUCUUGCGGAUUACUCCAUAGGCCUCAAUACUGUAUCCUUGUGCAUGCGCAAUUGUACAGCGCUGACAUGGGCUUCCGGCAGCAGGAAGAGGAUAACUGCACCCGCAGUUUAAAUAAUGGUAAACUACCACUUCUCAUUAUGUUCAAAGACUUCCAGUGGACAUUUUGGAAUUUAUUCUCCCCUCUCCUGAUGAGACAAUAAUUCCUACUCUUUUUCUCCUUCCAUAGUGAAUAUUGUGCCUUAAAGAAAUAUUAUUUGUAUAUUGCCAGUGUUUGGUAGUUAGCAGGCAGUGGAUUCAGUACAGUUGACUCUAGAUCUUUGUAUAAACUUUUUGUGGGACAUAACAUUUGCUUGGUGACGUAUUUUUCGAUUGGAGAAUUGGCUGCAAUCAGUUAUGUUAUUGCCCAAAAUGUCACAAAAUACAAAAAACAAUGUGUCCCCACUACACUGGGGAUAGUAUAUAGGUUACAGUAAACAGUUUGUGGUCAGCUGCUUGGGGCCUAAUGCCUCUGCAAUCUGUGACACACUACAGUGACAUGGAGAUCCAUUUUUAGGGACUGAUCUACAUGUAAGAAUCACUGGUAUAGGUGAUGCAUUUACUUUUAAGAAUUAAUCCCAGCCCCAUAUCAGCUUUAGCCUGUUGGGAACCAUCUUACUUUCAGUGGUUAAAUAGAUUCUGACAGACGAAGAGUAGGGAAAACAAUAAGAAAAGGGUAAGUUUGAGGUGACAGAGCCACCCUAAGAUGGUCCUCCAGUUGCCCCCAUCUUCCUUGAAGUCUGCCAGUACUGUAUGAGUAAGAUUUAGGCGGGUAACCAUUGAUUGGCUUAGAGCAUCACCAAUUUAGAGAAACAGUAAUAGAGUGGUAGCAAAACAAUGUGAUGGAUGUAAUGAAGGUACGACAACACCUGGACACUCCUGCCCCUACAGCAACUUCAAUGAGCUGAAACUUAACUGAUGGCUGAGCGGUUUUGGAAAUGUGAGUCAGUGUUUGGGGUAGUUAGAUAAACCCGAGAUUAUUAUGGGGGAAUCUAUUGUUUUAACAAUCUGUUGAUUUUUGUCAGAAAGUGAGGCAGUCUCUAUAUUGCUUUAUCUCUCCUACAGAGUGCUCAGCUCACAGAAAUGGUCAACAGCCUUAUAAUCCCAGGUGGCAUCUCCCCUACGGAUACUGCAAAAUCCAACGGGUUUCCUUACAGGUAAGUAGACUGGCUAGUAGUACUCUCAUUAUAGAGAACGUACAUGUGGUGUGGUAUUCACCAAAGUGGGCUGAUCCAUGUUUUUUACUGCUGCAAUGAAGAUGGAUUCAUGGAAGCUCACUUCCUCCUGCCACAGCUCAAGAGAUUGUAUCCUUUCAGAGCUCCGAGGCAGAAUGACAAGGGAUCCCGGUACUUGAAUGGAUUCUGUGAUCAGCAGCAAAUAAAAAGAAGAAAAAGGAACCAUGUUAAGGCUUCUUCCUCUCUCAAAGGCAACAUCAGCAGCUCCGCUCGGACCAGACCUCUGAAGACGUUCCAGAAGAGGAAGCUCUACAAGCCAAGUUUGCAUUGUUCACCAGCCAAGUUGGUAUGAUAACAAUCUAAAAGUGAAUGCCAAGCUUUGUAGUAGAGAAGUCUUUGUGCUCCAAUACUAUCCAUGCCAUAGUGUCUCCCCUCAGAAUUGCCAAAUCUAUUUUGUUUAUUAAGGAACACUUAACCAUGCAUUCUAUAAAGCUGUAUUGUGAACUGAGUAACGCGGUUUGUAUUGUACAAUACAGUUCUGAAGUAUAUUUUUUAAUUGACUAAAACAUCCUAUGUGGCAAAGUUAUCUGCGUUUGAUGACAAAUCCGUGUGUCUAGGAAUCUAAAAUUUAAAGAGAAACACUUCCACUUCCCUGGAUUGUUAAGAUUCUGUUUACUUAAAGGACCACUAUAGUGCCAGGAAAACAUACUCGUUUUCCUGGCACUAUAGUGCCCUGAGGGUGCCCCCACCCUCAGGGUUCCCCUACCGCCCGGCUCUGGAAGGGAGAAGGGGGUUAAAACGUACCUUUUUCCAGCGCUGGGCGGAGAGCUCUCCUCCUUCUCUCCUCCUCCGUUCCGCCCCGUCGGCUGAAGGCGCACGAUCAAUCAUUGUUCUAAUCUUUGCGCUUGGCAAUUAACAUAGAGAGAGCAAUGCUAAGAGGAAAAUGUUUCUCUUUAUCUGCAUUGUGAAUCAACUGGAUUGUGAUUUAAUUUGCUAAAUCUUUAAUUUAAAAAAAAAAAGGUUGACACAAGUUAUUGGCAAUUUUCAGUAUUUUAAUAAAUGGUAGAUUAUCCAGUGUAGUAGCAGUUCCUCUGUAAUGCAGGAAUAAGGUCAUAAUUGUAAGGGACUGAUCAAAUGGCCUUAAAGCAGUAUUUAAAAUGUAACUUAAACAAAAACACAAAACCUUUUUUACAUCAUAGAUAAGACUUCCACAUCAUAUAUAUAUAUUCUUUUAGGUCUUUUAGCUUUCCGCUCAGACAUAUCACCAUGGACAGCAUUUCCUACAUUUUAUUUAGACUUUUUCUAUUACACAAGAAUAUGUCCCAUGCCCACACAUACCUUUGGUCAUUCGAUUAACCAUUUACAAUUUUAUGGUAUUACUUGUUUUUGUAAAUAUAGACUUUUACGUUCUACAACUUGAAGAAAAAAUAAUAAUUAUUCAGUCAUAUCUACAGGAGCAGUUUAGUGGCAGGGACAAAAUUCUAAUGUGUAAGUAAUAAUAAAAACUAAUUUUAUAGUGCUGCCGUUUUUAGAAUUAUGUAUGUAUAACAAAUAUCAUUAGGGAUAGAUUAAAGGAACAGUCCAAGCCACUGAUGUCCUCCUCCGCUAUCUCUGUAGCUGGCUGUGUUCCCUCUUGACAUUUGUCUUUAUCUGGAUUGGUGAAUGUGCUUAUUUUAUGGUCUGUGUGCUGACUUUGAUCUCUAGCAAUCCAUGAUUGUAAGAAAUUAUAAUUAUUUAUAUAGCUCCAAAAUAUUCCGUAAUGCUGUACAAUAAGGAAAUAAGACAGACCCUAAAUUCUAACAAGACCUGAUUGAUGUACUGGAACAGGUGAUGAAAGGGGCUCUACCCAAACAAGCUUAAAGCGGCACUGUCAUGCUGAACUUACCUUUCCUCAAUCUCUUCCUCUUCUCCCCCUCUCUCAGGAUCUGUUCUUCUUUUCUUCCUGUCUUCUUUAGUUUUCUUUAAAAUCAUAAGACAAAGUAGGGACUCUUUGCCUUAUGGAGGAUUCCUCCGCUUGACCAGCUCUGACCAGGGGAGGAGCAAAGUGUGCUUCAUUUCCGCUGGUCAGAGCAAUUUUCCCAUGAUCCUUACCUUCCCUCUGUGUUCCCACAAUGCUUCCUGUCACUUUACACAAAACUGCCGAAUUGCGUUCUAACUUAAUGAGAACAGUAUGUUCGUUUCUUUUAGAACGCAAUUCGGCAUGUUAUUCGGAUCGGAAUUUCAUUCGAAUGAAUGAAACUCCGAUCCUAUUCUUGCUGUGGCUGCAUCUUGCAGCCGCUUAGUAGAUAACUCCCUAAUUCCCACGGUAUCAGGGAGUUAUCUACUAAAAGGCUGAAAGACCUAAAUUGGUAUUUCAGCCAACUUUACUAAUACUAAGUAAAAAUUACUUAGUAUUAGUAAAUGAUAUUCUCCUACUCGCUAUACCGCGAGUAGGGGCAUGUCUGGUAAACAGUGAGCAGCCUGUGGGGGCCAUAGUGAGAAUGAAGGGGGGGGGAACCUACUGCCCCUACCCCUGGGCGGCGGGUGGGGGCCAUAAUGAGAACGAGGGGGGGACCUACUGCCCCGGCCCCCACCCCUGGGCGGCGGGUGGGGGCAAUAAUGAGGGGGGGACCUACUGCCCCCACCCCUGGGCGGUGGGUGGGGGCCAUGAAGAUAAUGAGGGGGGGGAACUACUGUCCCUCCCCCCCACCCUGGGGGUGGGGUGGGGGUCUAAGUCAAUUACCCCACCACCACCAAGGUGACUAGGGGUCCCCAAGCCCCUAGUCACCCACCCCCCACCCAAAAAAAAGUCCCUACCUACCCCCCUCACCCUAAAAAAUUGUGAGGGGGGAAUAAAAUAACUAACCUGUAAAAUAAAAUUAAACUUACCAUUCAACGUCUUCUUUUUUCUCAAAUCUUCAUUUUCAGCCCCAAAAAAGGCCAAAUAAAAAACAAUCAUAACCGUCGAAUUGAAAAUAAAAUAAAAAUCCCGAGCGCAAAAAAAAAAAACCAGACGAAAAAGAAAAAACCCGAGCGCAAAAAAAUAAUCCAUCUUCACCCAUGGAGGGCUCCGCACAGACUGAGCUCCGCAGGGCGGGGGAAGGCUUAUAAAGCCUUGCCCGCCCUGCAAUUAGGCUAAGAACACUCUGAUUGGUGGGUUUAAGCCAAUCAGAGUGCUCUUUGUCAUUUUACACAGCGUGGGAAAAUUCAAAGAAUUUCCCACGCUGUAAAUAACACAAACACUGUGAUUGGAUGGAUUUCAAGCCAUCCAAUCACAGUGCUCUGUGUCAUUUUAGCGUGGGAAAAUUCAAAAGAACUUUCCACGCUGUGUAAUAUUUUCAGGGCCCCACCCGCCGCCCAGGGGUGGGGGCGGGGUGAGGGGAGGACAGUAGGACCCCUCAUUAUCUUCAUGGCCCCACCCGCCGCCCAGGGGUGGGGGCCGAGGGGCAGUAGGUCCCCUCCCCUCAUUAUUCCCCCCACCCGCGCCCAUUCUCACUGGCCCCCAUCCAGGGGUGGGGGCGGUGACCCCCAUUCUCACUAUGGCCCCACCGCCGCCCAGGGGUGGGGGGCAGUAGGUCCCCCCUCCCUCAUUCUCACUAUGGGGGGGUGACAUUAGGUCUCCCCCCUUAUCUUACUUUAGGGCCCCCACCCGUCAUUUAGGGGUGGGGGCCAAUAGUUGUUUUUUUACAGUGAGCAGGUCUAGCGAGUUGGGGCAUGGGGGAGAUUUUAAUCUCCCUUAUGCAACUAUGGAGGUCAUAUUGACCCCCAUAGAGUGAGGGGGGACCUGGGGGGGCUUAUGAAGUGGAGGGGAGCACAAGCUCCUUGUGCUUAGCACUCUACAAACUCUUCAAAGGCACCACCUAAAUACUACAGCAGCAUACUCUUAAAUAGAAAGCACUGGUUUGUUGGCUUGUCCUUGUCUGCAUUAUAGAGGAGUUUGAGUGCUAAUGGUAUUUAGUUGUUGUCCCUUACAUUUUUAUGUAAUAAUUUGUCUUUACGUCUUGAUCUGUGUGAAAGCAUUGUCUUAAUGUUAAAGAAAUAAGUGUGCUUAGAACUCUAACCUGUUUUUGUAGCUAGAUGCAGCGGCAUGUGGGCUGUUUACUUCGUGUUUAUGUCAUGUUACAUUGUAUUUUUACAAACAUUAAGCUUGCUUUUUUUUGUAAUAAUCUUGCUGCAGGCUAUACUCUCCACUGAAUCUUUUUUUCCGUACGAUGAGUCACUACUCAACUCUUACCGCAGCUCCACCUGGACUAGUUGUAACAAGCAGGAAAGUUUUGGAUCGAUGAGCCAAACAAUCUGCGAGAUAGACCCAUCAUUUCACCCUGUCUUAUCGUUACCAUCUGGUAAGCUGGGACGGUGGAUGUCUGUUUAAAGAGAAAUAGUUUCUCUCUCGAUGCAUGCGUUUUAUGUUUUCUUUCUGGAUGUUUUGUAGAAAUCCCUCUUAAUUUACACUUUGAUGUGUUGCUGAGGACCAGUGAAUUUAAGAGAGAAGCUGUCACCAACACGUUAUUCACAGAAAAAGAGGAAAAUUCUCCUGUUCAUGGUAAAUAUACUAAUACAGGGUUUUUUUGUUUGUUUUUUUUUAAUUUCAGGAUCUGUAGAAGUCGUUAUACUGACAUCUAAAAAUGGCUAAAAAUAUUGACAUUUCAUCUGCUACUUCUGUAAUGAGUGUUUCUCCUAAAGAUGGCUUGUCAUCUUGGAGACUUCAGAAGACAUCAGAAGUAGUGUUCUAAACCAAUCACAAUGCUUUCCCAUGGAUUGGCUGAGCUUGUCAAGGAGGCAGAUCAAGGGCAGAACCAGCACAAGCUAAACACAGCCCUGGCCAAUCAGCAUCUCCUCAUAGAGAUGCAUUAAAUCAAUGCAUCUCUAUGAGGAAAGUUUUGUGUCUCCAUGCCGAGAGUGGAGACACUGAAUGGCAGUACUGCAUAUUACACUCUAGUAGCCAUUUGAGGAGUGGCUAGUGAAGUUAUCACUAGGCUGUAUUGUAAACACUGCAUUUUCUCUGAAAAGACUGUGUUUACUGCAAAAAGCCUGAAGGUAAUGAUUCUACUAACCAGAACAAAUACAAUAAGCUGUAAUUGGUCUGGUGACUAUAGUGUCCCUUUAAUCCAUCUGAUAAACUAAAUCGUGAAAUCCAUGUAAUAUGUGUGGAUAUUUUAAAAUUGUCAAGCUUUGGAAUCUGCAAGCAAACCUGUCAUACAUGCACAUUUUUCCUAAUCUGACAGGACAGUACUAAUUUGGGACCAAUGUUAAACUGCACUGGGAAGUCUAUGAUUGGACAGAAACAGAGAGUCUGGACUGGGGAAUGAAAGGUGGGCUUGCAAAGGCCUUAGACAAGAGAACAGCAGACUUUGCAAGCUGUUUUUAGAUAUGCCCCCAAUGAAAAAAUGCAGAAUUACAUGCAUGCAUGUUUUGAUUUAGAGUUUAUCAGUUAAACAGUGAACUUUUUUAAUUUAUUUUUUUGAGCAGUUGGGUGUCCCUUUUAGACACAUUCUUGACUCAUUUGAUCUGCCCUUCCUGAAGCCACCUUUCUGGUUUAGUCAUAGGGUAUGGCUUUUAAUCCAUUGAUUGGCAACCCAUCAGGACAUUGUACCAUUGAAUGUAGUAAAGAUCACGCAUAUUCUGUGAAUGUAUACAGCUACUUCAUUGCUUUCUCUUUAUCCCAUUUAUGUGAUUCUGCAAUAUUUGCAUGGCUAUGUUAAAAUCUGUGGAUUUAUUUAUUUUUUUUGUUAGUAUCAGCAAGUUGGACUAAUGGUCACAAAUCUAGCUGCAGACCCCAGGUGUGCUAUGAAAUGCGCACACGGGAAAGAAGACACAUGAGUGAAAAUGAACCCGGUAAAUUUUAAUAUCUAAUAAAAAUCUGCUUUGUUUAUAGUUGCAAUAUGUAAUCCUUAUUGUAUUUUAUUUUUACAGCAAUGCUUUUUUACACGUUCUCCUUAAUUCAUUUUAGAUGACUUGUCUGUCAUGUCGGAUCCUUUCAGAAAUGUACAGGUUGACCGUGCAGCUUCAUCUGCUCAAAAGCCCUCUGCACAGGUAGGUAAUACAGAUACGAUCGAACAUCCGAGUGCUCAAUCAAAAUAUAUCAGUAUCUUAAAGGAACACUAUAGUGUCAGGAUGCAUACAUAUAUUCGUGACACUAUAAGUUUAAAAUAGCCAUUUAGGCACCAGCCCUCUUUACCCCCAGGUUAAAAAUGUGAAUUUAUUUAACUUUUUACCAGCGCCGCAUGGGUCUCCUUGUGUCUGGCCCCGUUCCCACUCUUCCAUGGAUGGGAUCAUUAAAUUUAUUGAUCUCUGCUAAUCCAAUGCUUUCCAUUAGAGGCUAUUGUGCAUGUGAGGCUAAACAACGUGCUGUGCCAUUCAGCAUCUCCUCAUAGAGAUGCAUUGACAUUGGCAUCUUUGGGGGAGCGUUCAGCGUCUCCAUGCAAAGUGUGGCGACGCUGAAUGUCGGUUUUGCAACGAAAAGACAGUUUUUACAUUAAAUAGCCUGCAGGGACAGGCUGGAGACACCAGAACAACUACAUUAAGCUGUUGCUGUUCUGGUCACUAUAGUGUCCCUUUAAUUCUUGAUAAUUAACUUAUUUCCUUAUUUGUGCUCUUCAUAAUUUUACAUUUUAUUAUUAUUUAAAACAUUUUUUUUAACCACGACUCAACUGGAACAAAAAUUGGCCAGCCUUCCUGUCUGAUUUUUUUUUUUUUGUCAGUUCUCCCCUGCUGUGCUGUGUUUGGGACCUUUGAAGGCCCUUUCUGUUUUCUACACAGACUUCUGCAAAUUAAUUUCUAGUACACCGCGCUGUGUUUUAUCUGUUUGUGUGCUCUUUCAGAAAUGCCUUGCGCGUGACUCCAACAGUCUUUCACGCCGCAGAUUAAGGAGUGAAAAUGCUUACGACAUUGACAACAUUGUAAUUCCCAUGAGUUUGGUUGCACCAACAAAGGUGGAAAUUCUACAGUAUAAAGAAAUUCUCACUCCCAGGUAUUAUUUGUUUGAUUCAAUUUGUAAAGAAUGUUGAAAUAAAGAAUUUAGUGCUUUAGAUCCCAAAAUGGGUAUGGCUCCUUUCAACCUCAAAAAUAUUGGGACACCCACGUUCUAAUCUGUCUACUUGGUGUACUUCAGAGGGAAACUGAGCACAGUGUGGGCUAAGGGCUGGGUGAUUAGUUGGAACAGUUUAUAUGGGCAGGGGGAAUGAAUUAGCAGGUGAGAACAGGAAAGAAAUGUACAUGGAAUUUCUCUAAAGGGACCAUUGGGCUAUGACUUGAUCAAGAUGAGAAAAUACACAGAUUUGGUUACAUUACUGAAAAGAUGGGAUGUGGUCAUGGGAGGAAACAAAAGACUAGAUGGGUAUAAAAUGGGAACUUAUCUGCAAGUUGAGCUUGGGAGUGUAAAUAAUUGGAAACACUCUUCUCUCUGAUACAGCCCUCAUCCUGCAGAGCUGUCUGUGCUUUGCUCUUUUAGUACCAAUCUCAUCCAACAUACAACAGUCCUGGCCUGUUUUUCUCAGCACAACUUUCACUCAUGUCUAUAUCCCACAACAGUUGUCCAUGACUAACAUGGUUCUUAUUUUGCCCUUCUUUCUUCUGCACUGUCCAGACCAUUUCCAGAUGUUUCUGGUUUUAUAAUCUGACACUUAGGUUAAUCUGCAAAUUAUUUUACAAGAAGGCUAUGCUCUGAUCCCCAGGGUAUGCUAUAGGUGGGUUGGUGUUUUUUCAUGCCUAGAAUUUUGUUUUUUCUUUGGCAGCUGGAAGAUGGUUGUACUUGAACCUUUACCAAUAAAACCUGAUGAAGAGGUGAGAUCACAAGCUUUUAUUCUCUGUCUGAUUAUCUAUAGUUUGCACCAUCUUAUUGGCUAAUAAAUGCUUGUAGCUAUUUAACUAUUAAACACACUUAUAUAUAAAAUGUCAGUAUAGUCAUCGUGGUAUGUGAUGUAUGUCAUUUAUGUGGAUGUGUGAAUGUGCAUGUGUCCAUUGUAGUAUACAUCUUGGAGAAGGUGAAGAUGAUCUUUGAGUAAACCUAUAUAUAUUUGUAAUUGGUUUAUUUGUCAGUGACUUUGCUUUCAAUUUUUCAUGCACUGCAUCACAUCCACAUGCAUUUUGGACAAUAAAUAGUUUCUUUAAUAACAACAUUUUGGUUUAAAUUCAGCAAAUGCUCACUAAACCCUGCUGUUUUGGGUAAAUAGCUAUCUAUAUGUAAAAUAAGUGGUUUGGACUGAUCUGCCAUCAAUAGUUCUCUAAUUCUCUAGUGCUACUUAUCACAUCAUUUCUGUGAGUUACAUAACUACAUCCAUCUUCCCCAGUUCUGAUUGACAUUUCUGUGUAAUUGCAGCUUGAGGACCUGUCAGAUGAGGCUUUCUCCUGCAGACAUAAAAAGUAUGAGUUGAAAGAAAAGGCCCGUUGGUCAUUGUGGGAGCAAAGCAAAUGGCCCAAGCGGAGCAGGUUAGUCUCCCCAAUCCAUCUAAUCUGUGUUUUGCGAGAUUUCAACUGUUGAGAGAAACAAAUCCAUUCUCCAAACUGUAAUAAUUCCUACUUCUUAUAAAUAUAUGAUUUAUGAUUUCAGAUCUUCAAGCAAUAGCUUUGGUGUCUGGAUGGGAAAUCUCUUGGCUUCAGAUGAAAACAGCAUGAGUCCUAAUGUAUUGUUACCUGGUUCCCAAGACUCUCCAUCAGCUGGUACAAAUGAUUCACAGAACUCACAAACUGCAGAUGAAACUUGCCAAGAAAAGGUCAUUCUAAUGUAUGCCAUGUGCUAUACUGUGGUUCUAGUGCCUCCUAUGUUAUUGGUCUAUCAAAAUCAGUGUAAAUCCAUUUACUGUAAAGAACUAAGAACAAGGAUGUCCCUCGUUAACCUGCCAUAAUACAUUUUGUAGUAAUUAAUCUGUCUGGUUUGUUUUUUCAUACGAGUUCUUUGAUUUUGUCAAGCCACUUUAGCUCACAGACAUCUAAAAUAAAAUGGUGUAGCGGUAGUGACUUGCCAUUGGAAAAAUAUACAUCUUAGACAUAACCUACAUUUUACUUGUUCUCUGGUUUAAUUUUCAGCCUCCUCAGUGAGGCAGUUAAAAUUAAAAAUCUUAAAUGAUUGCACUUCUAAAUUAGCAUUUGUUAAUGCAUUAAUAAUAUAUACAAAAAUGCAUAAAAAAUUUGCUGUAAAUCAACAGGCUUUGCAGCCUGUGCAGUCAGUAAGUGACUCUGCGACUUGUGAUGCUUCAUUACGGUUGACGGUAAAGCUGGGCUAUUCACUUAAAUCCUGGCAGUGCUGCAUAAACUCAACAGGGGUUUCUAUGAGAUGCAGUUUGUUAGCUUUUUUUUUUUAACAAGAAAAAUCACGACUAAACUACAACUCCCAUAAAGAUGAUGUUAUAGAAUGGCUUGAGGAAAAUAAAGAAAACUGAACAAACAAGAUGUUUCUUGAACUUUUUGUUUAAAAAAACAUCUAGAACUGUGUACAUAUACUUAAUAGGUGUAAAGGUAACCAUAGGAAACCUACCCAGAGUCCCUAGCUGCAGCAUAACCACUGCAUGGUGAAGAAAUGGAUAUGUUGCAAGACAUGAUUAAAUGCCGUUAGCUAGAUACACAUUUGUGAAUAGUUUAGGCUAUUCAAACAAUUAGACCCAAAGGUCCAGAUGGGCUUCCUUCUUAUCUUGUCUUGCCUGGGUUCCUAUAACUGAUAAAUACAAUUUACUUCCUUCAUAAUAUCUCAGCACUUGUGCUUGUUACUUAAGUGUAUGUGUGGAGGAGGAGGGUAUUUUGUGUACAAGUUCAUCUUUUUUCUGCUGACAUAAAUAAUUGUGUUUGAGCUCUGUUUUAACCACUUGUGGAACAAUGGGGGAUAAUUUUUCAAAGUGUUCUUUAAAAUGGUGGUUAAAUUCAGUCAUUCUGAUUUGUAUUUAUUAGAGCUCACGGACUGUACAGGUCCUACUGUUCGUUUUGAAUUGAUACAUGUUCACCAUGUUUGUACUGUGGAGUAUGUCAGCGCUAUAUAAAUACUGAAUAAUAAUAAUAAUGUUAUCUUGAAAGUGGCAGUUUUUUUCAUAGUAAAUUGUGCCAGUUUUCACAGAAAUUUCUAUUCCAGAAGACUGCUUAACUUGUAAUUUGAAAAGUUCUGCUACUUCGCUGUUGGAAAAAGUGGCAGAAAUAUUCAAAAGUUCCUUGCAUUGGUGAAAAAACAAGAAUACAGGAUACAAAACAAGUAACACAUGAAAAAAAAAAAAAAAGAAUAAUCAGGCAGAUUUAAAAAAAAAUGCACCAAAAAUAAGAAGAAAAAGUGUCCUUAAUACUUUGAUAUGUCUCCCCAACGACUGCACAGGAAUAUAACAGGAUACCAUAUUUUUUUUUUUUUUUUAAAUAUUGGAUGAAUUUUUUUGCCCCAAAAUUUGAGGUAAAAAACUAACCGCGUCCUAUAUACCCAAUGUGUACUAUAUAAUAUAUAUCAAGUAUUGCUAUAUUUAUGCAGCUGCAGUCUUGCCAGUCUCCCUCACUGGGCCAUUCCAAGUUCCUGUUGCUCUCGGCCGGGUCCUCCCUCUCUCACUCCAACACUGCACAAUCCCAGGGCUUGCUUAAAACAUCUGGCCCCAGCAGAGGUGCAGACAGAGUAUACCUAGACCAAUAGGAAGACCACUAAACCAGAGUUAUAACCCCUCCCCUUGCCAAAGGUAAGAUUCAGGGAGGGGGUAGUAAACUUAAAGGAACACUAUAGGGUCAGGAACAUAAACAUGCAUUCCUGACCCUAUAGUGUUAAACCACUAGCAUUUUAUUCCAGUUUGCUGGUGCUGGCUCUUCUCCUGAUCUGCCUCUUUUGCUGACAUCAUCAGAAUUGGCUUUCCCAUUGGAUUGGCUGAGUUUGUCAAUUCUGAUGAUCUCAGCCAAGGAGGCAAGCCAGAGGCAGAGCCAAACACCGCUCUGGCCAACCAGCAUCUCCUCAUAGAGAUGCAUUAAAUAAGUGCAUCUCUAUGAGGAAAGUUCAGUGUCUCCAAGCAGAGGAUGGAUACACUGAUUGUGCAGCACUGCCACAGAAACCACCUGGAGAGGCAACUGGAGGUGUCCCUAGGCUGUAAUGUAAACAUUGCUUUUUACAGAAAAAAGCCUGCACGGGCUGAGUAUACUCACCAGAACAACUACAUUAAGUUGUAGUUGUUCUGGUGGCUGUAAUGUACCUUUAAAUAGCCCCACCCCAAAAAUAAACUACUUCUCUCUCAUUCCCUACAGAACACUGCCCCUAUCCCACCCUUCAAAUUUACACACACUGUAUAUACAUGAGAAUACACCGUAGCCUCUUCCUUCAUAUUAUACUAGUUGUGUAUGUUUUUAUCUUAUUAAAUGGCAUUUGUCUUGAUUUUAAUGCUGCUUAUUUGGCAGAUAGAGCAAUGGGAACCCAGGGCCUUCCCAUUGACCGAAAAAACUGCAUUAUCAUUGCUAAAUGAAGUGGCCAAACACUCGCAGUGCACUUCCAUACUUCAGCCACCCCAAUCUGAUGCUGAAGGUGCGCAACACUCCGUUGGCGAUUCAGAUCUAACGUGACAUUGGAAGCGGUUUGCAUUCACAAUUUAGCAUACCCAGAGAAAAAUGAAGGUAAGCUGUAGCCUAGUUGAUAUCUAAUAAAGUUAGUGGUGCUUGGAAUAACUAUGUAACUGUACAAGUCAAAUAUGAAACUGGCUGUCUGUUAAAGUGAACCUGUCACACAUAUACCAAGUUUGCCUAAAUCGCCCCAUACCGCAAAGUACAUUUUUGAGAUUUAUACAACUCACCUGUUCCAGUACCGCCAUUUUGUUGUCUUUGUUGGGGUUACUAUGCGACACCCACCUCCAGACCACCACUUGCUCCUCCUGCUGUCUUCUGUGAUUUUAACCUUCUUGGGCACGCUUGUGUAUGUAUAAUUCUGUGCAUUAUGGUAAACAUAGAAUGUGAUGGCAGAUAAGAACCAUUUGGCUCAUCUAGUCUGCCCAAUUUUCUAAAUACUUUCAUUAGUCCCUGGCCUUAUCUUAUAGUUAGGAUAGCCUUAUGCCUAUCCCACGCAUGCUUAAACUACCCUCUCAGUAAAGUAAUACUUCCUGAUAUUUUUAAACCUUCGUCCCUCUAAUUUAAGACUCUGUCCUCUUGUUGUGGUAGUUUUUCUUCUUUUAAAUAUCGUCUCCUCCUUUAACUGUGUAGAUUCCCUUUAUGUAUUUAAAUGUUUCUAUCAUAUCCCCCCUGUCUCGUCUUUCCUCCAAGCUAUACAUGUUAAGAUCCUUUAACCUUUCCUGGUAAGUUUUAUCCUGCACUCCAUGAACCUGUUUAGUAGCCCUUCUCUGAUCUCUCUAAGGUAUCAAUAUCCUUCUGAAGAUACAUGCAGAAACGUGCAUAUGUUUAAAUAAGCGGAAUACCUUAACUCCCUCAUUGCCAUUAGAAACAUUUCUCCAGAAUAAUUUUGUGAUCAACUACUUUAUGGAGGAAACAAUCUUGUCUGUGUAGGAUUAAAUACUGCAAUUCAAAUAAGUGGAUAGAACUAUUCAUCCUGUAUCAAAACACAGGAGGGUGGCUAAAUUAAUUUACUUUGUGCAUGUUUGUUUGUGUCUGUUUUUCUCUGCGUGUGUGCACAUGAGUGUCUGUGUUUUUAUGUGACUAUAUGAAUGUGUGUAUCUGUGUCAGUAUAUUUAUAUAUGUAUUAUUGUAUCUGCAGGUGUGUCGUAGUGUUUGUAUCUGUAAGAGUGUGAGUCUGUGUAUCAAAAUGUGUUUUUGAUUUAUUUUGGGGGGUGAGGUGUGUGGAGGGUGUGAUUGCAUGUCAGUAAAUGUGGAGUGGGGUUGCAUGGUGCGAGGGGCCCAAGUAGAAUGUUUGCUCGAUGUUCAAGCAAUAGUAAAGACUGCCCUGAUUAUGACAAAUGAAGAGCUAUAACAAGCAUUUCCUUCAGGUAUAUAAAGUCUUUGAUGAAAGAAAGAGAAAAUAAAAAAAACAUGGCAAAGAAUUAUAUUGCCCAAGCCAUAGUGAUCCAAUUGAUAAUAUGUAGGAGAGUAAAGCUGGCCAAAUGUAGCUCCUAGCAAUUGCAGAAUUAAAACAACCAUGAAACUUUGACAGUCCAAAGAAUCAUUACAAGGGCUGCCUUUUGGCCCUUCCUAGUGUAGAAUGAUGACCAUAGGGGAGAGGGACUUCUGCAUUUUUACAAAAACAGUAAACACAAAAAAAAACAAGCUUCCAGAGGCAGGGGUCCUAAUUACCGUGAAGUUGCACAUUCAACUAAUACACUUGCACCCCAUUUCUCAAAAAGAACAUUAAACUCAAUAUAAUCAAUACACUUGUACUUGAAUGUUUUACUGUCUACACAGCCUCGUAUAACCUCUUUGCAUUGUGCUUUGCCUUUCUGAUACAGGUUGCACACGGAACCUACUAGCCAAAAAACUACAAGUGACCUUUCAGCUACCCUGUACCCAAAGACUGUUUCUUCUGACCCUGCAGGCUGGGGUUACAAAGACAUGCUAUUCUGUGUUGUACUUGCCAAUAGCUGCUGCAGGCAAGCAGGAAGAAGAAAAUGGAUUCAGUGUGUAUUUGUAUAUAGUGUUUUUUGGUUGUUCAAAAAAAACAUUAACACUUGUUCAGCAUUACUGGGCAUUUUGCAAAGGAGACACAAGGUGAUAAUGAGCCUGUGCAUAUAUUACUUGUUUAAAAGUAUUCCCCCACAUUUCCAAUUAAUAAGUUUAAUGGUAAGCUUGUUUAAGCUGGGCCGUCUUCACAUUUUGUUCCUGUUAGCAUUUGUUGUUUGUAUUUCUUUGUUCUGUAUUGACCCCACACUGUAAAGCUUUGUGGAAUAUUUUCGCACUAUAUAAAUAAUGUAUCACAAAGGAGUAUAUUAAAAGGUACAAGACAGGAGGAAGAGUUACUCAGGAGCAGUAAUUGUCCUUGGUUUGUGUGCUAAAUUUCCCAUCAUGCUCUCUCUCUCUCUCUAAGGGCUUGGUUGAGAAUUGUGGCUAUUGUACUUAAAACAUCAAGGGUGCUGUGGUUGGUCAUAAUUGCUCCACAACAGGGUUAUCCAAACUCUGGCCCUCAAGAUGUUGCUGAACUUCAACUCCCAUGAUUCUUUGAAAGAAAUAGCCCAAGUAUCAUAGGAGUUGUAGUUCAGCAAGGCCAGAGUUUUUAAACCCUGCUCUAGAAUCACUGUAAACUGAUGCACUGCAGUAUUUUAUUGGUCUUUUUUGAUCUGUUUAUAAUAUUACCAUUCCUUCAAACUACAGUAGAAAUGAGCCCAAGUGGAGAAUACAUCGGCACCUUGUAUAAUUACACUGUCGCAAAACAUAGGUGAAAAGGAGACUAAUUUUGUCUUUUAACCAGACUGUGGACUAUUCAAUGUGUUCUAUUUUAUAUUAAAGUUAUUUCUGUAGUUUAAGUGUGUUCUCAAUUAAUUGGAGAUCAGAAGUUGUUUGUCUUUCCAGUGACUCGGUGGUAGGUGUUUAUCACCCAAUCAGCAAAGCACUUUUAUAACAAUGCAUAUGACUUAAUUAGCACUGUACAGGAAUACUAAUCACAGAGCCAUUGCACGUAUUCCCUUACUAGAGAAAGGUCAAUGUACAUUUAUAUAACUUUGAUUAAGGUAGCAUGCAACCCCCUCCUGUGGCGCUGUGUGCAGACUGCAGAGAUAUCACAAAAAUGCUUGUGGUGGUCUUUAACACAGGUCUAAAUUAAAAAUAAUAUGAAAUAAACUGCAAAAUGAGAGGUGGGGGGGUGGGGGGGUCUCCAGUUAAUCCAAUUUGGCACUGUUACAACACUAAGCACCAUUGUUUAUUUGUAUCAUUAGUUACUGUAAUUCAAGGGUAUUUAAUUUGUGGCCUGAUGACUGUCUGUGCAGUCAUGAUAAUCUGACCUUUGUUAGUACUAAUGGCCUAUUCUUUUAAUUACAGCACAGCAAUUGGGUUGCCAAAAUAAAGAAUGUAAUACAAUCUAGACUGCAAAACAAAAAAAAAAGCUUUAAAAAAGGGGUUAUCUAUUAAAGUAUGUUAAUUACAUUUACUGGAUAAUAUUUACACACCUAAAGACCUUUACAUAUUUGAUUUUAAAAUUACUGGUAACAACCUAAGGAUAUUAGGCUUAAUGAAGCAGUAUUGGUGUGUUACAUGCAGGGAGUUGUGACUAUGGCUGUAUCAACAGUUAUUUAACUCCUAAAUGACAGAAUUAAGCAGUGAGACUGUAAGGGCACGAUGUAUACCAGGGAUGCGCAAAAGGUGAAUAUUUUAAAACUACAGCUUCCUUAACUUUUUCUCAUUCUAAAGGCAUGUAAUAAAUCAUGGGAUUUGUAGUUCUACAACAUGUGGGGAUCUACUUUUCUUAAGCCAACCGGAUCUAUACUAUAAACUGCUUUAUUAAACAAAUUGUUUUGGUACCUAUACUGUCCCUGUAAAAAAACUUUUAUCCCACCCCACCCCCCAAACAAAACGCAUUUGUUAAUAAAGAUGUUUUAAUUAAAACCUCACAGGUGACAGGCCCUUCAAUCCAAUUUCCAACCGUUUCCAAACUAAUGCUAUAUGUAAAGACAAAAGGGAAGAAGGUUUAGUCACUAAACCAAAUAUUAUUGAAAAAUGACAAAUAAAUUGGACAUUUUAGACCAAAGAAGCUAAGCGGAGGAAAAACGCCCCAAAAAAACAACCUGAUUUCUCAUUCGCUCUCCCUCCCCUCCUCCCUACAUUUUGGUGUAAAAUUUGAAACCCCUGUUGUCAAUUCUCCACAAUGCUCAGUUUACUAAAUAAACCCAACACUAGUUCCUGUUCCUCAAAUCAGUCUCUGUAACCUGCAAGGUUAUUCCAUCUCAUUACUGUCCACCCUGGUCUUGGUCCCAGAGCCGCUUCUUUGAAAUCGGAAUGGAUCCUCACUACAGUAGUCUGAACAGUGUAUGGCCAGAGCCAAAAAUAAUUGUGCUUUCCAUUCUCUUCAUCGGUCCAGAGAGCGUUUCUGAGCAGCUUCACAACAGGCAUUUCGUAGCAGGUUAAUCACAGUGCGAGGAUCAUCGCUCUUCAUUAUGGCACUGCCAGAGACUAUCAUAUUGGCUCCAGCCUGUACA
Molecule: messenger RNA, 59025 nt
Organism: Pelobates cultripes (western spadefoot toad)
Lineage: Eukaryota; Metazoa; Chordata; Amphibia; Anura; Pelobatidae
Source: the annotation of a GenBank genome assembly